Molecule: messenger RNA, 46489 nt
Organism: Pelobates cultripes (western spadefoot toad)
Lineage: Eukaryota; Metazoa; Chordata; Amphibia; Anura; Pelobatidae
Source: the annotation of a GenBank genome assembly
AUGCAGCGCAUUUUCACCUCUAAAAAUGACAACUACAAUAAACUUCACAGGUUAGAAUCCCUCCAUGGUUUUCUCGUUUUAUAUUCACACACAUCUUCCUGAUGUGCUGCAUGGAACAUGCUUCUUUCUUGGCCUUCCCAAAUCCUUGCUUUUAUACUCCAUAAAUUAUUCUGUUUACAGGUUUGUUUGGUUUUUUUUGCUCACUUUCAUUUUCUUAGCUUUUAGCUCCCCGUACUUAUUUCACCCUCCCCCUUUCCACUCUAGCUAUCAUCUACGUAAAUCUCACAAAGUGCAAGGGCAAAGCAGGGGCUACGGGAUCAGCAUCUGACAGUGUGUGAUGUUAUUGGGGUGAAAGAUGCUGUGGGAAUAAAAAGUUCUGACGUCAUCGAUGAAGCGGGUUUAUGCUGACAUAUGAUGGCCUUUCUGUUUUGAGUGAUAAAUAAUAAAUAGAGAUUAUUCACCAAACUUCUUUUCUCAUUUUUAUAAAGCAAAAUGUCUUAAGUGCCAUGUAACAUCUUAUUACCGUAACCCUGCUCCAGAGUGCCUUAUUACCUCUGUAACGUCUUCUUACAGUAACCCGGCUCCUGAGUGCCUUAUUACCCUGUAACAUCUUAUUACAGUAACCCGGCUCCUGAGCGCCUUAUUACCCUGUAACAUCUUAUUACAGUAACCCGGCUCCUGAGUGCCUUAUUCAGUCUGAGUGCCUUAUUCAGUCUUCUUAAAGUAACCCGGCUCCUGAGUGCCUUAUUACCCUGUAACAUCUUAUUACAGUAACCUGGAUACUGAGUGCCUUAUUACCCUGUAACAUCUUAUUACAGUAACCCAGCUCCUGAGUGCCUUAUUACUCUGUAACAUCUUAUUACAGUAACCCGGCUCCUGAGUGUGUUAUUGCCCUGUAACAUCAUAUUACAGUAACCCGGCUCCUAAAUGUCUUAUUACCCUGUAACAUCUUAUUACAGUAACCCGGCUCCUGAGUGUUAUUACCCCCUGUAACAUCUUAUUACAGUAACCCGGCUCCUGAGUGCCUUAUUACCUCUGAAACGUCUUAUUACAGUAACCCGGUUCCUGAGUGACUUAUUACCCCCUGUAACAUCUUAUUACAGUAACCCGGCUCCUGAGUGCCUUAUUACCCCGUAACAUCUUAUUACAGUAACCCGGCUCCUGAGUGCCUUAUUACCCCGUAACAUCUUAUUACAGUAACCUGCCUCCUGAGUGCCUUUAUUACCCCCUAUAACAUUUUAUUACAGUAACUCGGCUCCUGAACGCCUUAUUACCCCGUAACAUCUUAUUACAGUAACCCGGCUCCUGAGUGCCUUAUUACCCUGUAACAUCUUAUUACAGUAACCCGGCUCCUGAGUGCCUUCCAACCCUGUAACAUGUUAUUACAGUAACCUGGAUACUGAGUGCCUUAGUACCCCGUAACAUCUUAUUACUGUAACCCUGUUCCUGAGUGCCUUAUUACCCCGUAACAUCUUAUUACAGUAACCCGGCUCCUGAGUGCCUUAUUACCCUGUAACAUCUUAUUACAGUAACCCGGCUCCUGAGUGCCUUAUUACCCUGUAAUAUCUUAUUACAGUAACCCGGCUCCUGAGUGCCUUAUUACCCCGUAACAUCUUAUUACAGUAACCCGGCUCCUGAGUGACUUAUUACCCCCUGUAACAUCUUAUUACAGUAACCCGGCUCCUGAGUGCCUUAUUACCUCUGAAACGUCUUAUUACAGUAACCCGGUUCCUGAGUGACUUAUUACCCCCUGUAACAUCUUAUUACAGUAACCCGGCUCCUGAGUGCCUUAUUACCCUGUAAUAUCUUAUUACAGUAACCUGCCCCUUGGAAUCCCCGCCUUAUUACCCCAACAUCUUAUUACAGUAACCCGCUCCUGAGUGGCCUUUAUUACCCUGUAACAUCUUAUUACAGUAACCCGGCUCCUGAGUGCCUUAUUACCCUGUAACAUCUUAUUACAGUAACCCGGCUCCUGAGUGCCUUAUUACCCUGUAACAUCUUAUUACAGUAACCCGGCUCCUGAGUGCAUUAUUACCCUGUAACAUCUUAUUACAGUAACUUGGUUUCUCAUUGCCUUAUUACCCCAUAACAUCUUAUUACAGUAACCAGGUUUCCAAGUGCCUUAUUACACCCUGUAACAUCUUAUUACAGUAACCCGGCUCCUGAGUGCCUUAUUACCCUGUAACAUCUUAUUACAGUAACCCGGCUCCUGAGUGCCUUAUUACCCUGUAACAUCAUAUUACAGUAACCCGGCACCCGAGCGCAUUAUUACCCUGUAACAUCUUAUUACAGUAACCCGGCUCCUGAGUGCCUUAUUACCCUGUAACAUCUUAUUACGGUAACCCGGCUCCUGAGUGCCUUAUUACCCCAUAACAAGAAACCCGGCUCCUGAGGGCCUUAUUACCCCUUGUAACAUCUUAUUACAGUAACCCGGCUCCUGAGUGCCUUAUUACCCUGUAAUAUCUUAUUACAGUAACCCGGCUCCUGAGUGCCUUAUUACCCCGUAACAUCUUAUUACAGUAACCCGGCUCCUGAGUGACUUAUUACCCCCUGUAACAUCUUAUUACAGUAACCCGGCUCCUGAGUGCCUUAUUACCGUGUAACAUCUUAUUACAGUAACCCGGCUCCUGAGUGCCUUAUUACCCCCUGUAACAUCUUAUUACAGUAACCUGGCUCCUGAGUGCCUUAUUACCCCGUAACAUCUUAUUACAGUAUCCAAUCCCUGCUUGUGUUAUUGAUUCAGUUUAUGUGACAUUGAAAAACAGCAAACACUGUCUUUGUUUUGUGUUUCUGGGAAAGCAUAGAAGGGUCAGAGGAAGUGACUGUCCUCCACACACCACCCUCUCCUGAGUCUGCGGAAUAGUAGUUCAGAGAGGGCAGGAUAUGAAGGAAGGAUUCCUGGUGCAGUGAGAGGAAUAAUAAAAGUCCGGGAGAAGCAGAUUUUGGAGGUAUGAUACAGUGUAUUUAUUAUAAUCCCAUCCACCCCCCUAUUUUAUCUCCAGGUUAAUUGCUGAUGGUGAGGUAAACUGGGAUAUAUUUUUACACUGAUGUUUAUUAAUUAUACCCUAUAAGGCUAGUAAUGGGAGACCCCCUUAUAAUGCAGAGAUUGACUUAGAAAUAUCAAAAGGGCAAAGUUAGGAGAGAAAUUUAGGAACCCACAUUGUGCCCGCAGAUGGGACCCCUGGCAUAUAUAUCUUGCCUGUUAUGAAACAACACACUGAUUUUACAUAAUUUGUCUGUGGGUUAGAUUUAUAAACAUCCCUAACACUCUACAAAUUCUUUUACUUGGUGAGCAAUUACUGCUUCCACUGGAAUGCUAUGUCAGGUAUCAACUACUAUUGAGGUAAGGCAUUAUUACAUCACGUUACCCUGCCAUCUUAUAAGCAUUUGGGCUCAUUCUGCCUGUUUGUGAAAUCAGUCCUUCAAACAUUCUGCGUUCGUUGUUCGUAGAGAAAAGGAUGGAAAAUUGUAGGCAAAACAGCGAAACAUUUAUUUUUUAUUUUUUAAAGUCACUGUUUUAUUGAGGCAAUAUAGCGGUAAACAGCAGUCAAAAAGGAGUCUGAGCAAGUGCACACAUGAGCAGUAAUGCAGUACAAGUGCAAUAGUACAAAUAUGAUCUUAACAGUAUUUGAAUACAUGUGAAGAAACUUAACAUCUUCUGCCUCUUUUAUAUUUUAAGUAAAAGGUUAGAGAGUAUUAAUAUGCAACACAGGCCUUUCUGCCAUGUCAAAGCUAAAAACAUAUACAAUAUUUGCUAACAGGGUAAGGUAGUACAUGGUGGCUGACACUAAAUAGAAGUGUUGCCUAUUAGGCUAGAUUUUAAUGAGAAGGUGGCCAGUGAAGCUGGACUUUCUAGCAAACAACUACACUACACAGGUAUAAGGUGAAGUUAAAGAAAAAGUAAGUCCCUGUAUUAAUAAAGAAAUGAAGCUAGUGAUAAGGGCAUGAGAUAGAGUGACAAAUCAGCAGGUAUCAAGAGAACAUGCGAGGAUAGCGAGUAGCUCCAUGCGAGACAGCAAGUAUCACCCGAUGCCCAAGCUUGGGAGUGUAUGGGGAUAGCCGGUAAGAACAGGUUGGCAGUCGUGAAGAAUAGUGACCCUCCAGCCCCAGGCCGUCACGAAGGCAUGCAUCACAGAACCACAGACUUGGGUACUCAUAAACGAGGCCAAGUCUCUCUGUAUUGGGAUCCAGCUAUUUCCAAAGCUCCUGUUGGACUGUCGCCGUCAGUGGUGGUGGACCUUUAGCCUCCAUGGUCGACACGCCAGGGUUGUCGUUCUGCUGGCCUUCAGCCUAGGCAGGCUUAAGGUAGAAGACAAGGAUGCUUGUAAGGAGGUAGUGCCCGGAGGGGACCUACUCUUCUCUGGCCUCUCUCCACUGCGCCGUCCCUCCUGGUCUUGAUUGGGUGCUACUAUUAUGCAUGCAGCCAAUUUUGCCCAGAAGUCUUCAAAAUGCUCAUCCAAGCACUUUAACAAUUGCCCAAUAGUGAUGUGUUGGGACUCCUCACGCUGUGUCAGAUUAUGUGCAGCGUUGGAAAGUGUGUCUGCCAUCUUGAAUCUGCAGUGAACGGUACCUGUGCAGUAUCAAUUGCCUGAGUUCGUCAGAAGUAUGAGGAGUCAGCCCAUGGGGACCGGGAUAACACCCUCCUGUCUAAAGGGUGGCAGGGAGGGCAGCUUUAUUUAGUUGCUGUGUCGAGCUGCUUGGGCCAGCAUGAGAAAACUGGCCGCAUUUCCCCAGCUCUGUUGCCUGAAGGCCGCAAUUUGCCGCCUUGGUUCCCGAUGGCUACAAGCCUCAAUUCUAGUAUCGCUCGAUUUGUUACGGUGUCCCCAGUCUGGGGAGCACCUCAGAUUAAAGUUUUCAGCUCUGCAACCCGGGAUAUCACCGCUAAACUGCUCAGUUUUGCAAGAGCUACCCCAUUGUACAGCGCCGCAGAAUUUGUUGGUGCUUCAAAAAUAAUAACAAUAUUCAUUGAGAUUUUUUUUUUCUGUUUGGUUUUAUUGCUGUAAAUGUGCUAACAAACUACAACAAACUGCUUACUGAACAAUCCUGGAGUCUUCAGAUUAUACCUCAGCCUCAGGAUAAAUGGGCAAAUUGUGAGGAUAAAUAGUCAGGUAUGUGAUAGAACAGGUUGUAUAUACAUCAGGAUGAGACAUUUCUAAUCACGAAUUACUAGAAUGACAGGACAAAUAGUUAUUCCCAUCUGUGCUGCUUGGACUAUUGAGGAAGCAUUAGCCUAAGCAGCAAUGGGCAGCUGUGAUUGGCCGAGAGUGUCAGCUGACUGCAUUCAGCCUAUCACAGUGUUUCUGCAGGUAUGAAUGGGUACGGAUACAAGGAAGUGUGUUUCUCUGCCUUAGAGAAACCCAAGACAGGGGUGUCCUGAUGUGGUAAUUAAAGGGACAGUAUAGGCACCCAGACUACAUCAGCUCAUUGAAGUGGCUUGGGUGCAGUGUCUCAGGUCCGUUAACCCUGCAAUUGUAAUUAUUGCAGUUUUUAAUAAACUGCAAUAAUUGCCUUGGAGGGUUAACUGCACCUCUAGAUGCUUUCUACCAGGCAGCCACUACAGGGACUUCCGUGUUGUUAAGUUACUUUAGUUGCCUAACUGAUGCUGGAUGUCCUCGCGCUGUGCAUGAGGACAUCCAGUGUCAUGCCGUGCAUGCGCAUUAUGUCACCUCCUGCUGGUUGGCGUUGGCAGUGGAGGAACAGAGGCGGAGCCUGAACCAGCGCAGGCGGAUAUCGGUGCUGGAAUCAGGUAAGUGACAAAAGAUUUUUUUUAACCUCUUCUGCACCAUGUUGGGGAGGCGGAACGAAGGUGGGGGACACUAUAGAGAGCUAUAGUGCUAGGAAAACAACGUUGUUUUCCUGACACUGUGGUUUCCCUUUAAAUGUGAUAAAUGUUUGAACAUUAAGGUUAAGGUUUUCAUUGAGCUGUUGGAUUUAAACCUUUUGGCCUCCACAGUUGCUGAGUCACUAAAUAAACUGUUUGUGAUGAUCCAUGAAAGGAUUAAUGAAGAGUCUCAGGGUCAGCUCAUUGAGAAAGUUCCUCAUUACUGGUAUUAUAAAUAUACAGUUAUGCAACCCUUUGUAUGUAUAUAAAUGUGUGUGUGUGUGUGAGUAGAUAUUGCAUUGCGUGUUAUGUUAUACAUACAGUGUAAUCAGUGUGUGAUGUAUUGUUACGAAAUAAUUUCUCCUCAGAUAUUUACAAUGUUUGGGGAUCCUGAGCUACGGGCCAAUUUUUCCUUAGAACUGGAUAUGAGCUGGGGCGUAGUACUAAGAGCAUAUCGCAGCCUGACACCUGAAGGAAAAGAGGAUAAUGGGAACAAGGUCAGUAACUUUCAUCUAGGCCCUGAGUGCCUUAUUACCCUGUAACAUCUUAUUACAGUAACCCGGCUCCCGAGUGCCUUAUUACCCUGUAACAUCUUAUUACAGUAACCCGGCUCCCGAGCGCCUUAUUACCCUGUAACAUCUUAUUACAGUAACCCGGCUCCCGAGUGCCUUAUUACCCUGUAACAUCUUAUUACAGUAACCCGGCUCCCGAGUGCCUUAUUACCCUGUAACAUCUUAUUACAGUAACCCGGCUCCUGAGUGCCUUAUUACCCUGUAACAUCUUAUUACAGUAACCCGGCUCCCGAGUGCCUUAUUACCCUGUAACAUCAAUACAGUAACCCGGCUCCUGAAAGCCUUAUUACUACUUGCGCAUCUUAUUACAGUAACCCCGAUAAAGUGCCUUGUAUUCUGUAACAUCUUAUUACAGUAACCCGACAGAGUGCCUUAUUACCCUGUAACAUCUUAUUACAGUAACCCGGCUCCUGGUACUUUUCUUGCCCCUGGCCAUCUUAACCCAAAUAGCGGCUCCUGGCGCCUUAUUACCCUGUAACAUUUUAUUACAGUAACCGGCUCCUGAGUGUAUUACCCUGUAACAUCUUAUUACAGUACUUGGCUCCUGAGUGCCUUAUUACCCGUAACAUCUUAUACAGAAACCCGGCUCUAAGCGCCAAUACCCUGUAACAUUUUAUUCUGGUAACCUGGCUCCUGAGCGCCUUAUUACCCUGUAACAUCUUAUUACGGUAACCCGGCUCUUGAGCGCCUUAUUACCCUGUAACAUCUUAUUACAGUAACCCGGCUCCUGAGUGCCUUAUUACCCUGUAAAUUCUUAUUACGGUAACCCGGCUCCUGAGUGCCUUAUUACACUGUAACAUCUUAUUACAGGAACCCAGCUCCUGAGUGCCUUGUUACCCUGUAACAUCAUAUUACAGUAACCCGGCUCCUGAGUGCCUUAUUACCCUGUAACAUAUUAUUACAGUAACCCGGCUCCUGAGUGACUUAUUACCCUGUAACAUCUUAUUACAGUAGCCCAGCUCCUGAGUGCCUUAUUACCCUGUAACAUCUUAUUACAGUAACCCAGACCCUGAGUGCCUUAUUACCCUGUAACAUAUUAUUACAGUAACCCGGCUCCUGAGUGACUUAUUACCCUGUAACGUCUUAUUACAGUAGCCCAGCUCCUGAGUGCCUUAUUACCCUGUAACAUCUUAUUACAGUAACCCGGCUCCUGAGUGACUUAUUACCCUGUAACGUCUUAUUACAGUAACCUGAGUGCCUUAUUACCCUGUAACAUCUUAUUACAAUAACCCGGCUCCUGAGUGCCUUAUUACCCUGUAACAUCUUAUUACAGUAACCCGGCUCCUGAGCGUCUUAUUGCCCUGUAACACAAGCAUGUCAAACUCGCGGGCCGCAUGCGGCCCACAAGGACCAUCUUUGCGGCCCGGCGAGCUGCGAGUACAUGCCUAAUGUUCCAAGCAGGGUAGGCACCUACUUUCCCCACAUUGCAGGUGCCUACUCUGCUAUCAUUUACCCGGCCGGGGAGGAAGGGACGGUUGAAGCAGCGAGGGAGCUCAGUGUUCCUGCUCCUCACUACUCCCUCGCGUGCUCCGACUGAAGUGAAGCCAGGCGCCGGAAUAUGACGUCAUAUUCCGGCAUUGGCAUCACUAAACUGCGCGUGGGAGCAGUGAAGAUCAGGAAGGACCCAAGGGAGAUGCUCCAAAAGGUAAGGAGCAAUAAAGUAUGUGUGUGUAAGUGUGUGAGUGUGUGUCUGUCAGAAAGUAUAUGUGUGCGUCUGUCUGUCAGUCAGUCAGUGUGUGUGUGUCUGUCUGUCAGUAAGUAUGUGUUUGUCAGUGAGUAUGUGUGUGUGUGUCUGUCAGAAUGUGUGUGUGUGUGUCUGUCAGUGAGUAUGUGUGUCUGUCUGUGAGUAUAUGUGUGUGUGUCUGUCUGUGAGUAUGUGUGUGCGUCAGUGUCUGUAUGUGUGUGUGUGUCUGUCAGCAAGUAUGUGUGUGUCUGUCAGCAACUAUGUGUGUGUCUGUCAGUGAGUAUGUAUGUGUGUGUGUCUGUCAGUGUGUGUGUGUGUCUGUCUGUCUGUCAGUGAGUAUGUGUGUGUCUGUCAGUGAGUAUGUGUUUGUCUGUGUGUGUGUCUGUCUGUCAGUGUUUCUGUCUGUUAGUAUGUGUGUGUGUGUGUCUGUCUGUGAGUAUGUGUGUGUGUGUCAGUGUCUGUCAGCAAGUAUGUGUGUGUCUGUCAGCAAGUAUGUGUGUGUCUGUCAGUGAGUAUGUGUGUGUCUGUCAGUGUCUGUUUGUGUCUGUCUGUCAGUGAGUAUGUGUUUGUCUGUGUGUGUGUCUGUCUGUCAGUGUUUCUGUCUGUUAGUAUGUGUGUGUGUCUGUCUGUCUGUCUGUGAGUAUGUGUGUGUGUGUCAGUGUCUGUCAGCAAGUAUGUGUGUGCCUGUCAGUGAGUAUGUGUGUGUAUCUGUCAGUGUGUCUUUCUGUGAGUAUGUGUGUGUGUCUGUCAGCAAGUAUGUGUGUGUCUGUCAGUGAGUAUGUGUGUAUUUCUGUCAGUUUGUCUGUAUGUGUGUUUCUGUCAGUGUGUGUGUCUGUGAGUAUGUGUGUGUGUGUGUGUCUGUCAGUGAGUGAGUGUGUGUGUGCUGCCCACAUAAACUUAAACCUUGUUUAUGUGGCCCGUGACACACUUUGGGUUUGACAUGCUUGCUGUUACAUCUUAUUGCAGUAACCUGGCUCCUGAGCGCCUUAUUACCCUGUAACAUCUUAUUACAGUAACCCGGCUCCUGAGUGCCUUAUUACCCCGUAACAUCUUAUUACAGUAACCCGGCUCCUGAGUGCCUUAUUACCCCGUAACAUCUUAUUACAGUAGCCCGGCUCCUGAGUGCCUUAUUACCCCGUAACAUAUUAUUACAGUAACCCGGCUCCUGAGUGCCUUAUUACCCUGUAACAUCUUAUUACGGUAACCUGGCUCCUGAGUGUCUUAUUACCCCGUGUAACAUCUUAUGACAGUAACCUGGCUCCUGAGUGCCUUAUUACCCUGUAACGUCUUAUUACACUAACCUGGCUCCUGAGUGCCUUAUUACCCUGUAACAUCUUAUUACAGGAGCCCGGCUCCUCAGUGCCUUAUUACACUGUAACAUCUUAUUACAGUAACCUGGCUCCUGAGUGUCUUAUUACGGUAACCCGGCUCCUGAGUGCCUUAUAACCCUAUAACAUCUUAUUACAGUAACCAGGCUCCUGAGCGCCUUAUUACCCUGUAACACAAGCAUGUCAAACUCGCGGGCCGCAUGCGGCCCACAAGGACCAUCUUUGCAGCCCGGCGAGCCGCGAGUACAUGCCUAAUGUUCCAAGCAGGGUAGGCACCUACUUUCCCCACAUUGCAGGUGCCUACUCUGCUAUCAUUUAUCCGGCCGGGGAGGAAGGGACGGUGGAAGCAGCGAGGGAGCUCAGUGUUCCUGCUCCUCACUGCUCGCUCACGUGCCCCGACUGAAGUGAAGCCAGGCGCCGGAAUAUGACAUCAUAUUACGGCAUUGGCAUCACUAAACUGCGUGUGGGAGAGGUGAAGAUCAGGAAGGACCCAAGGGAGAUGCUCCAAAAGGUAAGGAGCAAUAAAGAAAAGUAUGUGUGUGUAAGUGUGUGAGUGUGUGUCUGUCAGCAAGUAUGUGUGUGUGUCUGUCAGCAAGUAUGUGUGUGUCUGUCUGUCAGUCAGUCAGUGAGUGUUUGUGUGUGUCUGUCAGCGAGUAUGUGUGUGUCUGUCAGUGAGUAUGUGUGUGUGUGUGCCUGUCAGUAUGUGUGUGUGUGUGUCUGUCAGUGAGUAUGUGUGUGUCUGUCUGUGAGUAUAUGUGUGUGUCUGUCUGUGAGUAUGUGUGUGUGUCAGUGUCUGUAUGUGUGUGUGUGUCUGUCAGCAAGUAUGUGUGUGUCUGUCAGUGAGUAUGUGUGUGUGUGUGUCUGUCAGUAUGUGUGUGUCUGUCAGUGUGUGUGUGAGUCUGUCAGUGAGUAUGUGUGUGUCUGUGUGUGUGUGUGUCUGUGUGAGUCUGUCAGUGUGUCUGUCUUUUAGCAUGUGUGUGUGUGUCUGUCUGUCUGUGAGUAUGUGUGUUUGUGUCAGUGUCUGUCAGCAAGUAUGUGUGUAUCUGUCAGUGAGUAUGUGUGUGUAUCUGUCAGUGUGUCUGUCUGUGAGUAUGUGUGUGUCUGUCAGCAAGUAUGUGUGUGUCUAUCAGUGAGUAUGUGUGUGUGUCUGUAUUUGUGUUUCUGUCAGUGUGUGUGUCUGUGAGUAUGUGUGUGUGUGUGUCUGUCAGUGAGUGAGUGUAUGUGUGCUGCCCACAUAAACCUAAACCUUGUUUAUGUGGCCGUGACACACUUUGAGUUUGACAUACUUGCUGUAACAUCUUAUUACAGUAACCGGGCUCCUGAGUGCCUUAUUACCCUGUAACAUCUUAUUACAGUAACCUGGCUCCUGAGCGCCUUAUUACCCUGUAACAUUUUAUUACAGUAACCCGGCUCCUGAGUGCCUUAUUACCCUGUAACAUCUUAUUACAGUAACCCGGCUCCUGAGUGCCUUAUUACACUGUAACAUCUUAUUACAGUAACCCGACUCCUGAGUGCCUUAUUACCCUGUAACAUCUUAUUACAGUAACCCGGCUCCUGAGUGCCUUAUUACAAUGUAACAUCUUAUUACAGUAACCCAGCUCCUGAGUGCCUUAUCACCCUGUAACAUCUUAUUACAGUAACCUGGCUCCUGAGUGCCUUAUUACCGUGUAACAUCUUAUUACAGUAACCUGGCUCCUGAGUGCCUUAUUACCCUGUAACAUCGUAUUACAGUAACCAGGCUCCUGAGUGCCUUAUUACCCUGUAACAUCGUAUUACAGUAACCAGGCUCCUGAGUGCCUUAUUACCCUGUAACAUCUUAUCACAGUAACCCGGCUCCUGAGCGCCUUAUUACCCCGUGUUAAGACACCUCUAGUGUCUUUAAGCUAAACCGCCGUUUAGUAGAUCUUCCCCGGCUGCAGUACAGUCUCCGUUCGCUUACUCUGUAACACACGAAUCAAAUGCAGGGGAAGCGGGAAUCUCCCGAUCGAGAUCUGUGAACGGCUCCAAACUCCCGAACGGCAAUACACGAACUGCUGGUAACCGUCGAACAGCAAUAUUCCCCAAGCGGCUUUCGUUCCAUCCAGCAGUCUCUAAACGUGAAGAAGAAAUCCCCCCAAUAACGAGACAGAAGCUCCGCAUUGAGGGUCAAACAGGAUCUGGCUUUACUGUGGGCUACCUGCCCGUAUUUAUGCAGGUCUCCCACCUGGUGGACACUCCCCUAGGGGACCAAAUGGAAGACUUAAAUUACAGACAGAUAUGGGGACAUUCCAGACACACAGUCACAGAUUUUACCCACAGUGCAUUAUGAUUCCCUCCCCUCUGCCCUGGAGUUAAUUCCCAAGUAACUCAAUUAACUCCAGGACAAAGCCAGUCGCCAUCUUAGACAUAAAAUAAUAAAAGACAUAAAAAUAUAUAAUUUCAUAAAAACCGAACAUUUCCCAUUCGUAUUACAUGUCCCCAGAUAGCCUGGAUCUGAGUGCAUAUUAUUAGCGAAUAGCGCUCAGAUCCCACACACAUAGUUCAAUCGCCACGGAGUCAAAGUUCUUAUAGUCUUUCAGUAUACGAAUGACUCCAUGGGAAGGCUAUCUGGGUUAAGUCUUUUCGUAUGCUCUCAAUCUCCCGAACGGCCGGUGUUCGCAUGCUUUCGUGGAGGCAGCCAGGCGUUCCGUUGUUUCAGCGGUGUUCGGCAGAAAAAGUGUCCGUUUUCAGUUCCAUAGAAAUAGAGCCAAACACCGCUGGGCGUUCGCUUGAUUUAAAAUGGCCGCUGCCUCGUGGUCGACAUACGAACGACGACCACCCUGAAUUCGGUUUAAUUGAGAAGUGUCUGCGGUUAACCACAACGUUCUAAUUGGGAUCACUUCGUUAACCAGCAGCACACUCCUCACUUGGGUGGCCGUUCGUUCGGCGGUUUGUUCGGGAAAAAGAGUCAUUCGAAUGGCUGGGCUAUAGAAACCAGCCAUUCAUACGAACGGGGGACAAACAGACGAAUGCAGUAAAAAUCCAAGCCGACAGAUGGUUCUGUCACACCCUGUAACAUCUUAUUACAGUAACCUGGCUCCUGAGUGCCUUAUUACCCCGUAACAUCUUAUUACAGUAACCCAGCUCCUGAGUGACUUAUUACACUAUAACAUCUUAUUACAGUAACCCGGCUCCUGAGCGCCUUCUUACCCCGUAACAUCUUAUUACAGUAACCCGGCUCCUGAGCGCCUUAUUACCCUGUAGCAUCGUAUUACAGUAACCCGGCUCCUGAGUGCCUUAUUACCCUGUAACAUCUUAUUACAGUAACUCAGCCCCUGAGUGCCUUAUUACCCUGUAACAUCUUAUUACAGUAACCUGGCUCCUGAGUGCCUUAUUACUCUGUAACAUCUUAUUACAGUAACCCAGCUCCUGAGUGCCUUAUUACCCCGUAGCAUCUUAUUACAGUAACCCGGCUCCUGAGUGCCUUAUUACCCUGUAACAUCUUAUUACAGUAACCGGGCUCCUGAGUGCCUUAUUACCCCAUAACAUCUUAUUACAGUAACCUGGCUCCUGAGUGCCUUAUUACCCUGUAACAUCUUAGUACAGUAACCCAGCUCCUGAGCGCCUUAUUACCCUGUAACAUCUUAUUACAGUAACCUGGCUCCUGAGUGCCUUAUUACCCCAUAACAUCUUAUUACAGUAACCUGGCUCCUGAGUGCCUUAUUAUCCUGUAACAUCUUAUUACAGUAACCUGGCUCCUGAGUGCCUUAUUACCCUGUAACAUCUUAUUACAGUAACCCAGCUCCUGGGUGCCUUAUUACCCUGUAACAUCUUAUUACAGUAACCCGGCUCCUGAGUGCCUUAUUACCCUGUAACAUCUUAUUACAGUAACCCGGCCCCUGAGUGCCUUAUUACCCUGUAACAUCUUAUUACAGUAACCGGCUCCUGAGUGCCUUAUUACCCUGUAACAUCUUAUUACAGUAACCCGGCUCCUGAGUGCCUUAUUACCCUGUAACAUCUUAUUACAGUAACCCGGCUCCUGAGUGCCUUAUUACCCUGUAACAUCUUAUUACAGUAACCCGGCUCCUGCGUGCCUUAUUACCCUGUAACAUCUUAUUACAGUAACCCAGCUCCUGAGUGCGUUAUAACCCUGUAACAUCUUAUUACAGUAACCCGGCUCCUGAGUGCCUUAUUACCCUGUAACAUCUUAUUACAGUAACCCGGCUCCUGAGUGCCUUAUUACCCUGUAACAUCUUAUUACAGUAACCCUGAGUGCCUUAUUACCCUGUAACAUCUUAUUACAGUAACCUGGCUGCUGAGUGCCUUAUUACCCUGUAACAUCUUAUUACAGUAACCCGGCUCCUGAGUGCCUUAUUACCCUGUAACAUCUUAUUACAGUAAUCCUGAGUGCCUUAUUACCCUGUAACAUCUUAUUACAGUAACUUGGCUCCUGAGUGCCUUAUUACCCUGUAACAUCUUAUUACAGUAACCUGGCUCCUGAGUGCCUUAUUACCCUGUAACAUCUUAUUACAGUAACCCGGCUCCUGAGCGCCUUAUUACCCUGUAACAUCUUAUUACAGUAACCCGGCUCCUGAGCGCCUUAUUACCCUGUAACAUGUUAUUACAGUAACCCGGCUCCUGAGCGCCUUAUUACCCUGUAACGUCUUAUUACAGUAACCCGGCUCCUGAGCGCCUUAUUACCCUGUAACAUCUUAUUACAGUAACCCGGCUCCUGAGCGCCUUAUUACCCUGUAACAUCUUAUUACAGUAACCCUGCUCCUGAGUGCCUUAUUACCCUGUAACAUCUUAUUACAGUAACACAGCUCCUGAGUGCCUUAUUACCCUGUAACAUCUUAUUACAGUAACACAGCUCCUGAGUGCCUUAUUACCCCUGUAACAUCUUAUUACAGUAACCCGGCUCCUGAGUGCUCUAUUACCCUGUGAUAUAAUUUAUAGAUAUAGUCCUCCUUAUGUGAGCCUUAUUAUCAUUAACGAUAUAGAGCUAUGUAGUAACUUGAGGGGAUCAUUACAUCCAUAGUGUGACUCAGACGCUCUUUCAGAUUUUUCUCUGUUUUGGAAACAAACCCCUCUGGUUUUUGUGUAUUGUGAAAAUAACAAAGUCAGCACAGAGCCUGACUCCCAGCACAGUUUGUUCCUAUCACAGUGAGUUUCUCUGUAGAUGUGAUUAUUCUCAGAGUGAGAGACCGCUCGGCUUUCUGGGUAAUCCUUAAUAUCAAUAGAAGGGUCUUCCUUCCACUUGACUCUCGUCUAGACUCUAUAAAUCAGGGUUGUCUUCUGACUCUCCUGAUUUCUCUUCCACCCUGUGGCCAUUUCCCACCAGAACCAGCUAACCUUACAAUGACCUUUCUUAUACCAGCUAAUUUCUCUCCUCCUUCCACUUCCAUUAUACAUUCUCUCUAUUAUCAAUCUUUUGAAGUCCACGUCACGUCUAUCUCCCUGUGGAAAUAAUGCACACACCCUUCAUGCCACUUCCCCAAUCUUGUUUCGCUCCUCUUUCUUUGUUUUCCUAACUUUUUUGUUGAUAUCCUUUUUUUCCAGUCCCCUCAUCUUGCUUAUUUACUAAAAGUUUAUUUUUCUAUGGUGGUUUACCAUUUCCCUCCUCCCUACUUCCCAGGGCUCACCACCCCUCCCCUCCUCCCUCUUCCACAAUCCUCCUCUCCCUCUCUGUGCUGGGUUGGUAUUUAAUCCCUUGAUGAUAUCAGGCAAGGCUGAGGAUUUCAAAAGAAAACUUUCCACAACAGCUUAACAGAGAGGAAAGGGGACGUCAAGGACAACUCUUAGAAAAGGAAAAUAAAAGGGUCUGGUGGGAACAGCCACCGAGGGUAGUAGAUGCAUGUUUGCAGGGCAGUCAUGACAGAGAAGAUGUGAUAGUGCCUUAGGUAAUGAACGGAGAAAGUAUCUGAGAUUGAAGAAGACAAUGAGUGAAACAGAGAGAAAAACCGAGAUUGUGCAAGAGGGAAGCAAGAGGCAGGCUUUUUCGCAGAAGACUGGAGUUUGCAAAGAACAAGAAGGAGGCGGGAGCUGAUAAGAGAGGUGUAGAAUAGUUUUAGAAGAUCACAGUGUGCUGUAAAGUUGACUAUCAAUAAAUGAAGCUAUCAGUAACAUCAUCGAGAAAGUAUCAUAGAGAGGACGCCUGUGACCUGGGACAGGUGGAGGGAAUGUCUACCUGCAAAUGACUGACACAGGAACCAAUGUCACCAUAGAGACCAAGUAUUAGUCCAAGGUUGUUAGAAUGUAACUCAAUUUAAUCCCAGAAUUUCUACCAGAUUCCGGUUAAUUGCUACGGGGCUUCGCAUAUCAAAAGGUUAUACGGGAUUACAGUGCUUCUUAGUACAUUUACUGGAUUUAAAGUGCAGUGUUUCAAGACUAUCUCUGGAUUUGUAGACAAAUAUUUCAACAUAUAUUUUUUUCUGGAUUCAUAGAACAAGAUUAGCAGUGGAUUCUCAAUCACCAUUCCAAAAUUAUCCUUGGAUUUAUAGACUGCCACCCCAGCAAUAACCCACUAAUCACACAUUAAAAGGCAAUCUGAGGAUCUAUAGACUGCCAUAUCAGGAUUAUCACAAAAUUUAGACUGGAUUACCCCAGUGUGUGGGGUAAUAUAACAGUGUAGCAGAGAAGAAUUUUAGGUAUUGAAGAUAUUAUAUAUGAUCAAAAGUUUUAAAAAAAUGCAAUUUAUUUAGCAUCACUAGUGGAUUAUCCUGGGAUUUUAUCGAAUGCCAGUCCAGGAUUAUUUCUGCAAUUUUAAAUGACUAUUGAUGGAUUUAGUCCAGGAUUAUAUCAGGAUUUAUAGACCGUCAAACCGGAAUUAUCUCACUAUUUCUAGACUGUCAAUGCAGGGUUAAUCGAACUAUUUAAAGAUUACCUUUCAAGGAUUAUUCCAGCAGUUUGGUGGAUCCGUUGGCGGACGUUCCUGAAUGAAAUCAGGUUUCUCAGUCUGAUAGUCUGAGAUUAUCCACGGAUAUACAGGAUUAUCACAGGAAUUACAGACUGUUAGUGACGGAUUACCACAAUAUUUACAAACUAGCAGUCCAGGAUCCAUUUAGAAUAGAAAGACUCUUCUAGGCAUUUCUUAUCCAUUUGAUCUGGUGACCCUGGAUUAUUCUACAACAAAAACUUCACAGUGUCACGAAGGAUUAUGUUUGGAACGCGGAUUAGACUAUUUCCUACAGCUUCAAUGAGACAGUCUUUAUCCUCUUUGCAAUUUUUCAUCUACCAAUAACUCUCCAUUUUUUUGGUUUAUCAGUCCGUUUUUGUUCUUCGCAACUUUCUUCCUAUUUAACCUACUGGUCUGUCUUCUCCUCUUCUCUCUUUCUUUCUCCACUUUCUCUCUCUCUUUCUCUCAAAGUUCGGAUUAUGUUGGCAGAGCUGGUGUUACUUUGUUUUGCUUCGUGAGACGUGGUCCAGUGGGACUCUGACAUACACAGACAGAUGUCAGACGAGGAGCAAUCCCCAGAACCCAAACCCUCUCGGGCCAUGGGCAAGGAAAUUACUAUGGUAAUCUCUGUCUCUGUCUUUCUCUCCCCUUGGGAGUACGUGCAUGGUAAAGAGGUAUUUGUUAUUAUUCCCUAGAACAUAUGCAUAUAAGAAGAUCUCUGUGUAACGACUGCACUUACUGUACCUCCUUAAAAUAAUACAGGGUAUCACUACUGCAUUUACUGUACCUCCUUGUUAUACACAGGGUAUCACUACUGCACUUACUGUACCUCCUUAUUAUACUCAGGGUAUCACUACUGCACUUACUGUACCUCCUUAUUAUACUCAGGGUAUCACUACUGCACUUACUGUACCUCCUUAUAAUACACAGAGUAUCAAUACUGCACUUACUGUACCUCCUUAUUAUACUCAGGGUAUCACUACUGCACUUACUGUACCUCCUUAUUAUACUCAGGGUAUCACUACUGCACUUACUGUACCUCCUUAUUAUACUCAGGGUAUCACUACUGCACUUACUGUACCUCCUUAUAAUACACAGAGUAUCAAUACUGCACUUACUGUACCUCCUUAUUAUACUCAGGGUAUCACUACUGCACUUACUGUACCUCCUUAUAAUACACAGAGUAUCAAUACUGCACUUACCGUACUUCCUUAUAAUACACAGGGUAUCACUACUUCACGUACCAUACCUCCUUAUAAUACACAGGGUAUCACUACUGCACUUACUGUACCUUCUUAUAAUACACAGGGUAUCACUACUGCACUUACUGUACCUUCUUAUAAUAAUUCAGGGGAUCACUGCUGCACUUACCGUACCUCCUUAUAAUAACACAGGGUAUCACUACUGCACUUACCGUACCUCCUUAUAAUACACAGAGUAUCACUACUGCAUUUACUGUACCUCCUUAUAAUACAGAGUAUCACUACUGCACUUACCGUACCUCCUUAUAAUACACAGAGUAUCACUACUACACUUACCGUACCUCCUUAUAAUACACAGAGUAUCACUACUACACUUACUCUACCUCCUUAUAAUAACACAGGGUAUCACUACUGCACUUACCGUACCUCCUUAUAAUACACAGAGUAUCACUACUGCAUUUACUGUACCUCCUUAUAAUACACAGAGUAUCACUACUGCACUUACCGUACCUCCUUAUAAUACACAGAGUAUCACUACUACACUUACUCUACCUCCUUAUAAUAACACAGGGUAUCACUACUGCACUUACCGUACCUCCUUAUAAUACACAGAGUAUCACUACUGCAUUUACUGUACCUCCUUAUAAUACACAGAGUAUCACUACUGCACUUACCGUACCUCCUUAUAAUACACAGAGUAUCACUACUACACUUACUCUACCUCCUUAUAAUAACACAGGGUAUCACUACUGCAUUUACUGUACCUCCUUAUAAUAAAACAGGGUAUCAGUACUGCACUUACUGUACCUCCUUAUAAUACACAGAGUAUCACUACUGCAUUUACUGUACCUCCUUAUAAUACACAGAGUAUCACUACUACACUUACUCUACCUCCUUAUAAUAACAAAGGGUAUCACUACUGCACUUACUGUAUCCUCUUAAUAUACAGUUUAACAUCUGUCCUUACUGUGUAUAACCUACCGAAUAGUGGUGAAUUAAACAUUUAAAUUGCUAAAUUCAGGGUAAAAUACCCCAGAUGUGACCAUAGCUGAGUUGUAGUCCUUUUACAAGUCAACUAAAUUCACUAUAAUUCACUCUUUAGUGAAUAAACCCCAACAGUGUGAAAUGUCUUAACGUUUAUGUACUUGAGCCAUGUCUAGUUAGAUAUAAAAACAUGUCCUGGUUAGUAUCUAACCUUCCGGGGUAAAUGUUACACAUGGGCUGCUUGCAUAAUACCUGCCUAUGACCUCAGCUGAACCCUACUGAUGCUUUAACAUGCUUCUUGUGUACGUUAUCAAAUCGCUAUUUAUAUAAGAAGAUCCGAGUAGGAUGUCAAACAUAAUAAGAGGUGUCGGGGGUUAUGGACAAAGUGAAAUAGGGGAGGUUUCAGAGAUGAAAGAUUUAGAGGGGAUGACAGGGAUUUGGGGCCAGGACAGAGGGCAAGCGUCAGGGUUCUUGGACCUAAGGAUGGAGAAAGGGUGUUGGGACCUGGUCCUUGAGAAAGAGGAAUGCUGCAUUGGGUUUUAAGAUAGAGAGAUGGGGUUGCAGAUAAUUCGGGUCUAUGGAUGGAUGAUCGUUGUUAGCGAAUGUUUUUUUCUAGAAUUUUAUUAGGUUUAUCAAGAUAUGGAAGAGAAGCCUGUGUGGGUUCUGGAUCUAUGUCGGAAUGACUUUUCCAGACGCGGGGGAUGGUCGGAAUAUUUUGGGGUUUUCAAUGGACAUAUGAAGAAGAGUAUUUUUUGAAUCCAGAUCUGAUAGAGGCGUGUUAGGAGUUAUGAAAUUAGGGAUGGAGCAGAAUAGGGUGUAUAUUACUCUAAGAAAGAAGGAACAGGGAUUAGGUCACAUUUGAAGGGAGUCAAUAAAAUGAGUGUUUGUGGAUGGUAUGAUCCAUGUGGAAAGUGACCCAUUUGCCAGUAUUAGCUGAUUUGUCCCCCUCCGACCCACUCUCCUUGUCAUUCUGCAGGGGUUUAUAUUAAGUGUCUUUAGAAAUGUACCUGUGAUUAAUUGGACAUUUCUCCUGUAAGAACUGUUCUUGUACAGGAGUCUGCAGUGACUAACGAAAACCCCUCUAGUUUAUUGCAGUUUAUAUUAAGGAUUGAAACAUUUUUCUAAGAAUGUUGUGUUUUAAAUGUUGGUAGUUGUUUGACGUAAAAAAUAUUGGGAUGUUAUUGACAGGUGUCAUAAUUCUCUUGUAAAUUAAGUUUCUAAACUUAGUGUCAGAAUACUUUGGGUUAGAGGGCUUAGAUUUGAUUUUAGGGUGAGGAGUACACGCCUUUAAGAUGCUGUGGACUGCAAAUGCCAUCAUUCUCAGCCACAGUUAGUGUUAGAACCCCAAUCCUUUAAUGCUAUACUGCCAUAACUUUAAUAUUAAACCCCUGUAUCCACUGAACCCAUGCUGCAGUAUGUUGAAUGCGCCACUGUUAUAUAUAGUUCCUAGAAUGACUGGAGCUCUUAAAAAUCACUGGGAGAGCAUUGUACAGCGCUGCAGAAUUUGUUGGCGCUUUGUAAAUAAUAAUGAUAAUGCCGCUAAAUUGCCAAAGAUCAACUAAAAAGUGACUAGGUCUAACUUUUAUUAAAUGCUGAAAUCAUUGUCCUGUAUGAUGUAUUUGUUUUUUUAAAUGUGUCCCCAGAUAAAAUAUAAAAGUGAUUUCCCCAUAGUAAUCUGUUUUACGGCUCCCUGAAGACGGCCUUUGGCAGGGGUGGCAUGUUUUGGUAAUAUGAGGGCUGGUGUCAGCAUUAGCAGGGAGGCCAGGAUCUCAUGCUGGUAGGGGGAGGGGAGCUGGUUAAACCGGACCAGUCGCUUUGCAUGGAACCUGGUGGUUUAACCUUGUUGUGACUUGGCGUGUGUCCCUUGGGACAGAGUGUGGGCACAAAAGAGCCUUCCAGCUUACUGCGUUUAUACCACUACACCUGUGUAAUAAUCUAUAUGAAAUCUUUCUCUUUAGUACAUAGGCUGUUUAGCGUAACACAUGAUUUGGAUAGGUUUCUGCCCCAGGUCAGGGAAAAAAUGCUUGUAUGCAUUAGGAAGACAUGUUAUUUGACCCUUUGUGUGCCAGAACAGUUUGACUGCCAUUCUAGUUCUUCUUUGGUUAAAAUGAGUGUCAGAUCUACAAAGAGACUAAUAUUAUAAAUGGAGUUUAAAAUGUGGGUUUGCCGAGAGACAGAGACACACACACAAACACACACACUACAAUAAGCCAAUACAGUUAAGGUGUAGUAAAAGGUGAUUUAAAACCCCUUCCACCCACAGCCGGUGCAAGACUAUUUUGCGCUCUAGGCAAGACCAUCUACUUGCGCCCCCCUAAAAAAACAAAAAUUGCCAACUUUGUGUGCCUUUUUACAUGUCUCUUUCUCACCCAACAUCUCUUUGUGUGUCUCUUUUUCCCCUUCCUUAGCCCCUCUGUGUGUCUCUUUCUCCCCCUAGCCCCUUUGUGUGUCUCUUUCUCUUUUCAGCCCUUCUGUGCAUCUCUUUGUCCUCCCGAGCCCCUCUGUGUUUCUCUUUGUCGUCGUCCAAGCCGCACUGUGUCUCUUUGUCCUUCUAGCAUCUCUCUGUGUCUCUUUAUUAUCCAACAUCUCUUUCUCCCCUAGCCCCCCCUGACCUUUUCUGUGUCUCUAUUCACCCCCAGCCCUUCUGUGUCUUUCUUUGUCCCCCAGCCCUUUUGUGUCUCUCUUGGCCCACCCUAGCACUUGUGUCCUUUCCCCCCAGCCCCCUGUCUUUUCUCUCCCUCACAGCCCUCUGUGUGCCUCCCCCAGCUUUCUGUGUGCCUCUUUGUUCCCUCUAGUCCUCUGUGUGCCUUCCCCCAGCACUCUGUGUGCCUUUUCAUGUGCCUCAUUAACCUCCCCCGGCACCUCCCCCCACCCCCGACCGAGACGAGGGACACACUGAGACUAGGAACACAGUGAGACCAGGAACACAGUGAGACCAUGCACACACUGAGACUAGGAACACACUGAUACCAGGAACACACUGAGACCAGGAACACACUAAGAACAAAAACACACUGAGACCAGGAGCACAGUGAGACCAGAAACACACUGAGACCAGGAACACACUGAGACAAUGAAUGCACUGAGACCAGGAACACAGGGAGACCAGGAACACACUGAGACAAGCAACACACUGAGACCAGGAACACACUGAGACCAGGAACGCACUGAGACCAGGAACGCACUGAGACCAGGAACACAGUGAGACCAGGAACACACUGAGACCAGGAACACACUGAGACCAGGGACACAGUGAGACCAGGAACACACUGAGACAAGGAACACACUGAGACCAGGAACACACUGAGACCAGGAACACAGUGAGACCAGGAAUACAGUGAGACCAGGAACACACUGAGAUAAGAAACACACUGAGACCCUAAGUUGGAGUAAGACCAUAGUCUUUGUUUAAAGGCAUUUUAAAACACAUUGUAACAACACACUGAUAUAGUAAACUGUAACUUUAUUUCAAAACAUCUAUGACACAAAUGAACCCAACAUUGAAAAUCCAGGCAAACUGCCCAGACAGGCUCCUAAACAGCCAGUAUAAACAAAUUACGAUUAACACCCCCCAUUUAUUUAAAGUAACAGUGUUGUGUUACAAAUACAAAUCUGUACUCCUAACACUAUAAUGUCCCUCUGCCAUCCCCCUCCCUCGCACCCCCCUCCCCGGUAAAUAAAGGGUUAAAAAUAAUUUAUUUACUUACCUUAUCCCAGCACCGAUGUCCCUCGGCUCUGGGUCGAAGCUCCGCCCCUCCUCCAUCCCGCGACGAGCGGGGUCCAAUGCGCAUGUGCGGAAAAUGCUGCACACGCAUUAGACCUCCCCAUUGAAUCAAUUCUCUGGAACUGCAAUGUUUAAUACUACAGCACUAGGUGCAAAAGGGACAAAGCACACAGACUACUUCAAUGAGCAGAGGUGGUCUGGGUGCUUACAGGUUCCCUUUAAGCGGUUAAAAACCCUUUAGCUACUUACUCAAUUCCAGGCCUUCCCCAUGGGAUAGCAUUGAAUCAGUGCUUUUCAAUGAGGGAUUUUAAGAAGCUGGAUGUCCCAAUGCAAAGUGUGAGGAUGUCCAGCGUUGUUUCAGGGAGGUAAAUUGGUAGACAGCCACUAGCGGUAAUCUUAGGACUGCAAUGUAAGCAUUGCCGUUGCUCUAAAACUCCUGUGUUUUACAUUGCAUGGUUAAAGGGACAGGGAUACUGCACCCAGACCACUUUAAUUAUAUGAAGUGGUCUGGGUGCAUUUAGUGUCCAUUUAAAAAGAUAAAUAUAAAGCCUCCUUUUUGCCAUUUAAAGACUAUGACAAAUUCAAAUAAAGAUGUGAACAGGUACCAAGGAAGGAAACACAAUCUGAGGGGGCUAGGGGGGAACUGCACCUACUUUUGACGGUCCGUUUCGUAGCCAAAGGCUAAACUCCAAUCUACAAAGUGCCUGCUUAUAUAAAUUCUUCUGGCUGCAGUAAUUAUGUGCACAAAACUUGCAGUGAGGCCCUACAGGCCAAUAAAAUUAAGCUGCUACAGUGUAAGCUGCAAUGCUCAGCUCACAGAGCACAAGGCCCUAAACCCUGGCACUCACUCACAGCUACUGAAGGAGGCAGUGGAACUAUUAUCCCCUCAGUUCCUUCCAAACACAUAUAGACUUAGUGUCCCUUGUCUGGUUAAUGUAACGCUUUAUCACUGUCAGUUAGCUUGGCUAAGGACAAUGAGAGUAGCUGGCUGGAUUUUCAACAUCAACUAGGUGAAUUAGAGGGCGGCCUUGCAGCAUACAGCACUUCUUCUAACAAUAUAUUUAGUUAUUUUAAUUUACUACUUUGAUUGAAAGUACACCAACAUAUGCCACAGCGCAGUACUAGUAACACCGGGGAACACAACUGACUGGAAUCAGGUGGAGAGAUUUAUAGAAAGGGCAGGGACUAUCCAAAAGUCAAAUCCAAAAGUCUUGCAAGUAGGAACAUGCUUUGAGCUACAGUGUCAUUCAUUAACUGAGAUACAUUGUAAUUUAUUAACCCUGUAUGUGGAGCUCUUCACAAAGUAUUGCGCUUAAACAUUUCAUCGGCUCUUUAUGGGCUGCCUGCCCUGUAGACUGAGCUCUGGGCAUGAAAAAUGGUAAAUAUAUAUAUAUAAACAUAUAUACGAAAUGUCACGAAGGGGUGAGGCAUUGUUAUUAUCACAUAAAGCGCAGGCAUGCAAAGGGUUAAGAAACCUGAUGGAAAAGGUUCAUAGGAAAAUCACGUUAACACACGCAAACACACAGCACUAGUAACAGAACACCAAUAUAUACAUAGAGCCAUAACUAGUGUAACACCAAUAUAUCCAUAUACACACACAAGUAAACCCAGCCCUCUUCUUUUAUGACAUUGCUUAUUGGCACACAUGCAUGUAAAUGGAAAGAAGGAACAUAAAUGAAAAUCAUACAUGUAUGUAACACUGUUAACACCAGGAUACUUUAUUCACCCAAGACAGUACUGAAGUCACUUCGAUAUAAGCCCUAUCUUCAUAAUGUGUGGCAACAAAUAUUCACAUGUAUCUUGAUAUAAAUAUCAAGGAGUGAAAUAUAAAUAUCAGAUCCACACUGAGCUCAGUGAUCGUACACACAGCACAAGAUUGUGGUUGGCUGGCAGGGUGACUGCUUGCUGUGGCUAGCUGGCUGAUGUGGCUGGCUGGCUGCUGUGGCAGGGUGACUGGCUGAUGUGGCUGGGUAACAGCCUGCUCUGGCUGGCUGGCUGCCUGCUGUAGCUGGCUGAUGUGGCUGACUGCCUGCUGUGGUUGGCUGGCUGCUGUGGCAGGGUGACUGGCUGAUGUGACAGGGUGACUGCCUGCUGUGGCUGGCUGGCUGCUGUGUCUGAUGUGGCAGGGUGACUGCCUGCUGUGGCUGGCUGGCUGCUGUUGCUGAUGUGGCAGGGUGACUGCCUGCUGUGGCUGGCUGCCUGCUGUGGCUGGCUGAUGUGGCAGGGUGACUGCCUGCUGUGGCUGGCUGCCUGCUGUGGCAGGGUGGCUGGUUGAUGUGGCUGGCUGGUUGCUGUGGCAGGUUGACUGCCUGCUAUGGCUGGCUGCUGUGGCAGGGUGACUGCCUGCUAUGGCUAGCUGCUGUGGCAGGGUGACUGCCUGCUAUGGCUGGCUGCUGUGGCAGGGUGACUGCCUGCUGUGGCUGGCUGGCUGCUGUGGCAGGGUGACUGCCUGCUAUGGCUAGCUGCUGUGGCAGGGUGACUGCCUGCUAUGGCUGGCUGCUGUGGCAGGGUGACUGCCUGCAAUGGCUAUGGCUGCUGUGGCAGGGUGACUGCCUUCUGUGGCUGGCCUGCACUGCUGCUGUGGCAGGGUGACUGCCUGCUACUGUGAGCCUGCUGUAGGCAGGGUGACUGCCUGCUGUGGCUGGCUGGCUGCUGUGGCAGGGUGACUGCCUGCUAUGGCUGGCUGCUGUGGCAGGGUGACUGCCUGCUAUGGCUGGCUGCUGUGGCAGGGUGACUGCCUGAUGUGGCUGGCUGAUGUGGCUGGCAGGGUGGCUGAUGUGGCUGCUCCAGCUUCGAUGGCCAAAUAAUGUCCAUGCUUAUUUGCUGCCUGCAGAGUUCUCAGUUGUAUUAACUUCAAGGCAAACUUUAAGACAUAAUGUGACAUUUACAAUGAUGAUGGAAUCAUAGAUUGUAAUCUUAUUUUCUUCCCAGAAUCCAUUGCAGGAAUGGGGUGAGGAGAUUGAAGAUGGGGCCAUUUAUGGCGUGACACUGAGGAGAGUGAGGACAGAAACACCACCUGAAGACAACCUGGUACGAGAUGGACCUCUGUAUCUCAAAGUAGGAGUGACCAUUAUACAUGACAUUAGGCCGCUGCCUAGGGCCCAGCUGUUAAAGAGGCCCAGUUGCAUGAAAUUGCUAUCCUAACGAUGACAUAUGGCUUAAGAUACCACCCUACAGUUAUGACAAAAUAACAAAAUAACACACAUUUCCAAUCACAAGCUACAAUUCACUUAAUGUUAACCUAGGCCAGACACUCUGUAUCUGGUAUUUUUCACUCAGACAGGUAACAACAGAUAGCAGAUAGUGUGUUCUAUCCCAUGAAGGUGGUUUCUGCGUAACUACUCAGAAUUUACUAUUAUCUCCACAUUUAAUACAAAAGGUCAGACAGGAUUAUUUACUAAAGUGUGAAUUGUUGGGAUUUCAAAGUAAAUUUUAAAAUUAAGGCCGAAGUAGCUGAAACGGUAGCAUAGAUCACUUGGAGAAUGUUUCUAGUAUGGCUACUGCAGCCUUAACUGAAGUGUGUAACAAUACUUUAUUAGUAAGAACAUAUAUUAUGGCAGCAUACUUUUUUUUAUAUGUUUCUGCUGUUAAAAUUUUAAUUUGACAUUUUUUGUAGUUCUUUUUAUCUUUCCCUCUUUCUCUCUCUCAUGAUAACCUAUGUAGACCCCGAUGUUUAAUUUGCCUUAAUUUCCUCAUUUUCUGUGUAUAUGUUCACCCACAUCUCUCCCAACCUGUAACCUGUCACAUUCCUGUCUUUUGUCACCAUAGCCGUCUGUCAUACCCUACUACUCACGAUAUAUCUUUCUAAAGAACGUCUUGGCUACUGUAAACAAUGCCAACCGCCCCUUCUCCUUGCGAUAUAAUAAAUCAUUGUUAUCAUUGUGUUUUUCUAUAACUGUAUCAAAUCCCACAGCCUUAGAUACGUUGAAUAAAAGGAACUAAGCAAACAUAGUUUAAUUGGAAAAAACAAACCAACAGGCAUAUUUUAAAUGGCUCAUUUAACAUCAAUAGAGAAAGGGAUAGGCAAUGCAUGUGGUGGAGAAUAUGAUAUAUAGAUGACCUUGUAUAAAUUAUAAAGACACAUUAAAUAUAUAAGGUUAGGCUCCCGACCAAGGAUUUAAUAUCCAACAUACCUUCAUCAACAAUAAUUACAAACUAAGCAAUAUAUCAGUACUUUACAAGGGGUGUUGAGGAAGAACUGAUACUUGGAUGGAUGGAAAUCUUGAGAUUUUAAAGACUCAUUCCAACUCCUGUUAACCACUUUCUUAUCUUCUACAUCCUUCUUUUUCCUCCAUUCUUCGUGAUAACCUCACGUCUCCACUCAUCCUAUCUCCCUUUCUUCACAAUUGCGUGACAUCUUCAGAACCAUCUUCUUACUCUUCUUGGUCCAUUUUGAGUUCCUCCACUAUUGCCUACUCUCCACCUUUUUUUCCUCUUUAUCCUGUGUUAUUUCCCCGUAAUUUCUUCCCCAUAUAACCCACUCCCCGUUAUCCCUAGGCUGUCCCUUCUUGCCCUGGUUAUGUUCAUUAUAAGACCUGUAAAGUUCGAAGUCUACGUGCUGGAACUCUUCAGAAGCUGGUAGAGAACCUCCUGGUAGAAUAUCAAGGAACUGAUACUGCCUACGUACCUACCUUCCUGAGCACAUAUCGUUCCUUUACAAACCCCCAGAAGGUGCUGGAGCUGUUGUUGGACAGGUGAGGGAAAACAUAUUUUGUUGUGCAUACAACUGGAUUUACAUCCAGUAUUUGCUCUUCCCAGACCCCCAAAUGGAGAUCAAAAUCUUCCUAUCCCCAUAACUACCUCCUCUUGCUAAUGACAAUGCAACUAUUCUUAGAUUAUCCAACCAUUUCACUUGAGGCCCUUGAAUAGUAAACUUUAACUCAUGGAAUUAGGUUUUUUUUUAAAAAUGAAAUAAAAAAGUAAACCUUAGAGCCUGAUAUUAAAACAAAAUAAAAUGAAAUUGAACCAUGAAAUUAAAAUUGUGUGUACCCCCAGCAAGACGGCUAAGAGGUAGGAUUAAUGAGGCCUUACUGGACUGAGGGUAUUUAAAUGCCCAUCAGUCAUAUGGUUGCCACUCCUCUUCAUUAUUAUUGCCAUUUUUCUUAAGGUUGAAACCUUUUGGGAUAUAAGGUGAUUUUGGGUAGAUAGUCAACAGUAUCUGAUAACUUCAAGUGUACAUUUGUUGGACCAACUACUGGCAAGGCACCUUUAUACAGACGCAUUAAAAUUCCUGCUAUAAACAAUAAAUUACCUGGUGGCCGUUUACAAAGAGUUAUCCUGGAUGGACGGAUAGAUCCCACCUCAGAGCUGUCCAGAUGAUAAACUGAGGUUGUUUUUCUCUACAGACGCUUAGAAAAAGUGGGCAAUGAAGAAACUCUUCCUCCUGGAAGCCCAGUUCCAGAUGUCCUGCGUGUACAGAGGUCAGUGUGAAAAUUGAGAGGUCACAGUGCAUUAAUAGAAUACCCAUGUGUUCAUUGAGAAUAUGACCUAUAAUUUCUGGAGUUAUGAUUAUUGACAGUGGUGUAUGGAAAUCCCUCUGUUAUAAGGUAACAUACUAGCCAUGGCUCCUGGGCAGGUAGGUAUAGUGUUAGUGUGGGAAGAUAUAGGUGUGAAUUAAAACUGGAUCGCAGUCUGGUAAUACUGGACCUGUAGGUCUAUCAAAUAUAACGAGAGAAAGAAUUGUGAUGUCAGUAUGUUCAGGACAUUGUUUUAUGCAAUAAUGUAAUUAGUAGGAGUCAACAUGAUUUUGUAAUUAAUUAUGCCUCUCCUUAAAACAUCCGCAACCCCAGUUUAUAAAUGGAUUGGUAAUGUAUUUUACAUUCUAAGCUUUGUUUUCAUGUUCAAAACUUUCCAGGCAAUUACUGCUAAACUACUACUGAUAUCACAGGUCUGGGGAUCAAACUGUGCCAGCCAGAAGAAUUGUCUAUCCAUGUAUUUCCUAUGUGGCUGAGUUAAUAAAUAGAUCCCCGUAGCUAGGUUUUUAUGAUAAUAUCAUACUGUAUAAUCAGCCAUUAAGAGCUGAAUUAAGAUUGCCCAGGGGCCCAGGCAGCAUUCUAGAUCAUGGUCUCCUCUUAGAGCCCCAUGCUCUGUUUCAGUGAGUAUUGUGUAUAUGGGAGGAGGGAGGGAGACUGCGUGUUGUGUCUGUGUGUGAAAGCGUGUGUAGUGGCUGAGGGUUGUGUGUGAAAGCAUGUGUAGUGGCUGAGGGUUGUGUGUGAGAGUGUGUAGUGGCUGAGGGUUAGUGUGUGAGAGUGUGUAGUGGCUGAAUGUUGUGUGUAUGGGCGGUGGGGAUACCGAGUGUUGUGUGUGUAGUGGCUGACUGUUGUGUGUAGUGGCUGAGUGUUGUGUGUAGUGGCUGAAUGUUGUGUGUGUGAUAGUGUGUGAGGGCUGGAUCUUUGCAUUCGCAAAACGUGUGUGCUGAGGGUUGUGUGUGAAAGCGUGUGUAGUGGCUGAGGGUUAGUGUGUGAGAGUGUGUAGUGGCUGAGGGUUAGUGUGUGAGAGUGUGUAGUGGCUGAAUGUUGUGUGCAUGGGCGGUGGGGAUACCGAGUGUUGUGUGUGUAGUGAUUGAGUGUUGUGUGUAGUGGCUGAGUGUUGUGUGUAGUGGCUGAAUGUUGUGUGUGUGAUAGUGUGUGGUGGCUGAGGGGUGUGUGUGCAGUGGCUGAAUGUUGUGUGUAUGGGCGGUGGGGACACUAAGUGUUGUGUGUGUAGUGACUGUGUGUUGUGUGUAGUUGCUGAGUGUUGUGUGUAGUGACUGAGUGUUGUGUGUAGUGGCUGAAUGUUGUGUGUAGUGGCUGAGUGUUGUGUGUAGUGGCUGAAUGUUGUGUGUGUGAUAGUGUGUAGUGGCUGAGGGGUGUGUGUGCAGUGGCUGAAUGUUGUGUGUAUGGGCGGUGGGGACACUAAGUGUUGUGUGUGUAGUGACUGUGUGUUGUGUGUAGUUGCUGAGUGUUGUGUGUAGUGGCUGAGUGUUGUGUGCAGUGGCUGAAUGUUGUGUGUGUGAUAGUGUGUGGUGGCUGAGGGGUGUGUGUGCAGUGGCUGAAUGUUGUGUGUAUGGGCGGUGGGGACACUAAGUGUUGUGUGUGUAGUGACUGUGUGUUGUGUGUAGUUGCUGAGUGUUGUGUGUAGUGACUGAGUGUUGUGUGUAGUGGCUGAAUGUUGUGUGUAGUGGCUGAAUGUUGUGUGUGUGAUAGUGUGUAGUGGCUGAGGGGUGUGUGUGCAGUGGCUGAAUGUUGUGUGUACAGGCAGUGGGGACACUAAGUGUUGUGUGUGUAGUGACUGUGUGUUGUGUGUAGUUGCUGAGUGUUGUGUGUAGUGACUGAGUGUUGUGUGUGAGAGUGUAUAGUGGCUGAGCGUUGUGUGUGUAGUGGCUGAAUGUUGUGUGUGAGUAUGUAGUGGCUGAAUGUUGUGUGUAUGGGCGGUGGGGAUACUGAGUGUUGUGGUGUGUAGUGACUGUGUUGUGUGUAGUUGCUGAGUGUUGUGUGUAGUGGCUGAGUGUUGUGUGUAGUUGCUGAGUGUUGUGUGUAGUGGCUGAGUGUUGAGUGUAGUUGUUGAGUGUUGUGUGUAGUGGCUGAGUGUUGUGUGUGAGAGUGUGUAGUGGCUGAGGGUUGUGUGUGUAGUGGCUGAAUGUUGUGUGUGAGUGUGUAAUGGCGGAGGGUUGUGUGUGUAGUGACUGAGUGUUUUGUGUGGAGAAAACUGAGAGCUGUAUAUGGGAUGUGGGGGGGUGUCCUUGGUUAAUAGGAAGGUGACUGAGUAAAUUUGUGGUCGGCAAAUAAUUGCAAAUGAAUCAUAUUUUUAAUGGUUAAGCUUCAUGUGAACUUUGUUGAAUCUGAUUGCUUAGUAGGGGAUAUGUUUGUUUCAAUCUUCAUUAUAUUGAAAUGGUUAGUAGUGGAUUAGUUUGUUUGAUUAAAUUAGACCGGUAGGUAAGGGGAUCUCUUUCAUCCCCUCUUUAUUGACUUCAUCAUUCAUUUAUUUUUGUGUUGUGAUUGUCUUCAUUUAAUAAAAAUGCUUCAUACAACAAUAAUUAUGUCAAGUCCUUAGUGAGCAAUCCUUGGUAAUCGUCUGAUCAAAUCCUAAUACUAAGUUUCAGAAUUUGUGUUUGGGUUGUUUGUUGUUGUUUUUUUGUUUUUUUUACUCUUAAAUCCUAAAAUGUUUAGAUAACUCCUAAUUAGACGAACGCACCACAAUAGACCCAUUCUCUUAUGCUUCAUUUCAGGGUUAUCCGGGGCAUUCUCCAGACCUGGUUAGAGACACAUCCUCAAGAUUUUCUAGAUACCCCUCAAUGCCUACAUCUCAUCUCGUCCUACCUAACCCAUGAUAGCCGUGAGACCUCAAAUCACCUUCUUCACCUGGUACAAAGUUUGGAAGAAGAAGGAAAACAAGACGUGACUCUGCAAGGUAAGAUUCAUUUCUUCCAGGAACCUGUGGGUAACACAGCACUCCUGUGAUAACUGAUUUUUCCGUAAAUUUAGAAUGGAGACUCUCCACGCAGCCUUCAGAACACAACAAGGAGAGCGCAGAUGCCUCAGGAAACAUCCCUGAAUUAUUGUCCUAUCCUUCCCAGGAAGUGGCCGAACAACUUACCCUGAUUGAUGUAGUAAGUGUGUGCAUGCAAUUCAUGUAUUUGUCAUUCAUUCUUAUUAUUUCCUACUUGAUUAUUUAAAGGGAAGCUACAGUCUCCAAAAUAACUUUAAUGAAGCAGUUUUAGUAUAUAGGCCAUGCCCUUGCAGUCUCUUUGCUCAGUUAUCUGCCAUUUAUGAGUUAAAUCACUUUGUUUCUGUUUAUGCAGCCCUAGCCACACCUACCCUGGCUGUGACUGACACAGCCUGCAUGAAAACAGAAUGGAUUCACUUUCAAUCGCAUGUUAACUUAUUUAUCUCCUGCUCUGUAAAUUGAACUUUAAUCCCACACAAGGAGCUCCUGCAGGGUCUAGCAAUCUAUUAACAGAGUAGGAGAUAAGAAAUUCUAAAGUUAAAAGAAUUAGCAAUAAAGGAAGUAUAAACAUUAGGUGACUCUUUACAGGAAGUGUUUUGGAAGGCUCUGCAAGUCACAUGCACGGAGGUGUGACUAGGGCUGUAUAAACGUUGUGAUUUAACUCCCAAAUGGCAUCAAAUUGAGCUGUGAAACUGCAGGGGCAUUAUCUAUUCAGCAAAACUGCUUCAUUAAUCUAAAUUUGUUUGGUGACUAUAGCAUCCCUUUAAUUUACAUCACACACAUCAUAUGAAUUCUGUAUACUGAGGAAAACACUUUUCAGAACCUAGCUAUUACAUUUUCCCAGAUGUCAGCAAAGAUUCAAGAAAACCUGCUCUGCUUCACUGAUCUUUGAGUAACAUGUUUUGAAUCACUGUGUUCUUUUUUUGCCGUUAAAAAGUUAGGAGCUAGCUUUCAGGAUAAUGUGUGACUUGCUGCCUCAUUGCUUACUCCAGGCCUCGCAGUACUUUCUGGAUACUUGUUGAGUUAAUUGAGUAAACCAGUAACUUUGGAGAAUUGCCAAAAUAGAGAAAUGCUUCUUGAAUAUUUUCCCAUCUCAGCUGUUUUGCCAUACAUUUUGCAUACGUUUGGCAAUACUCCAUAUUUCCAAGUUUAGAGUAUAAACUCCCUACAUGCAUAUUAACUUGUGGCCAUUCUAUAGGCAUAUUCUCUUAACAUUGUCACCUUCGUUCUUUGUCAAACGUUUUGCGCUGUCCACAGAAUGCAAAGAUCCAGCCCUCCAAACAGUCUCGAUUUUGGUGGCACAGUCCUGAUUUCCUAUCAAGUUCACCUGAUAAUAUGAGUCAUUCUUAAAAGCACCGAGUUUUCUUGAUAGUUUUUUACACAAUUGUGUUCAAAUUCCCCAGGAUACGAGCUUCCUAAGUAGGGGUUUAGUAGAUAAAACUCCCAAAAGUUAUGUAUUUAAUUCUGUUUAUAAUACAGUCUGUAUCUUAGAAGUUUCUAAUUUAUUUAUGUGCAUUAUAUAAUAUGCUUCCUAUAACAAAUAGCUCUGUUUAAAGAGACAGUAUUAUUUUCACCUCAGUCUAAAAAAAGUACACAUUAUUUAAAAUAUAUUUGGUGAAGGAACUACAAUCGAUUAGUGUUUGUAUUUAUUGCUCAAUGAAGUCUUAAUUUUGAGGUAGUCAAGUUCAUUUUAAACGUCCAAUAUUAUCUGUUAAAUAAUCAUCCGAUUUAAAAAAAUCAACAGACUGUCACAAUCUGCCCAGUUUACCUAACUAACUUACACUAACACUAAGAGACAGAGUGUAUUUGCCUAGAAAGCUACCAAACAUCCCCAACCUUUAACUGCUGAUCCAAGCGGCUGUCUUUAUUCCAAAUAAACAGAUAUAAAGCAAUUUUUUUCAAAUCUAACUAACACUGGCGGGCUUCUUUAAAGAUUAUCUGAAAGAUGAUGUGUAGAUACUAAAUAUAGGAUUUGGGGAGGUCCAAGCUUGUGUCAUUGGUUUACAAUUCCUAUCAUCCCUAAUCUGUAGAAAUUAUUUCUCAAGAUGCCAUUAAGCUAUAUUUCCCAUGACUAUAUUCUAUCUAUAGAGCACUAUUUUUUAUCCACCCAUGGGUUGGCCAGGAAUCAUGGGAUCUGUAGUUUAACCCCUUAAGGACCAAACUUCUGGAAUAAAAUGGAAUCAUGGGAUCUGUAGUUUAAACAAAGGUUUAGGGCUGUUUUGGUUUCCUUUAUAUUGUUGCGUUUUUUGAUCCAGGGAGAAAUCUUAUUUUGAAGUCACGAAGGAUUGUUUUACCAUUUUGUGGGAAAAAUUGGGAUUGUUGUCUACUAUUCAAUCAACAGUAAAAUAAAAGAGAGAUGUGUUAAACACUGACUGUCCUCUUCAGCCAUUGUUACUGCGUAUAUUAGGAAUUAGAGUUACCGUAUAUUAAUUACCGGGAUAUAGUGUAACUACCUGAAACCCGCUCUCGCAUGUAACUUUUACUCUCUUUUGCAGGACUUAUUUCAGAGGCUCCAAACGUGUCACUGUCUCGGCAGUAUUUGGUCACAACGUGACAAGAAGGAAAACAGACACGUGGCCCCCAGUGUUAGGGCCACUGUGGCUCAGUUUAAUGCAGUGACAGCGUGUGUAACAGCAUCUGUGCUAAAUGAUAUUCAGCUGAGACCACAGCAGAGAGCGAAGGUGCUAGAGAAAUGGAUUGGCAUAGCACAGGUGUGAUUUCAUUAUUGUUAUCAUUAUUUCAUCACAGAGUGACACAGACAGGAGGGAGCUAUGGGAUAUGGAGUCUGUCCCUCCCAGCACAGGGUGACACAGACAGGAGGGAGCUAUGGGACAUGGAGUCUGUCCCUACCAGCACAGAGUGACACAGACAGGAGGGAGCUAUGGGAUAUGGAGUCUGUCCCUCCCAGCACAGGGUGACACAGACAGGAGGGAGCAAUGGGAUAUGGAGUCUGUCCCUCCCAGUACAGGGUGACACAGACAGGAGGGAGCUAUGGGACAUGGAGUCUGUCACUCCCAGCACAGGGUGACACAGACAGGAGGUAGCUAUGGGACAUGGAGUCUGUCACUACCAGCACAGAGUGACACAGACAGGAGGGAGCUAUGGGACAUGGAGUCUGUCCCUCUCAGCACAGGGUCACACAGACAGGAGGGAGCAAUGGGAUAUGGAGUCUGUCCCUCCCAGCACAGGGUGACACAGACAGGAGGGAGCUAUGGGACAUGGAGUCUGUCACUCCCAGCACAGGGUGACACAGACAGGAGGUAGCUAUGGGACAUGGAGUCUGUCACUACCAGCACAGGGUGACACAGACAGGAGGGAGCUACAUUAUAUGGAAUUUGUUGUUUUCCCUACAGGUACAGAAUAUGGAUAUUAGAAAUUAAUUGUCAUUGUCUUUCUUUUUCAGCACUGCCGGUUCCUGCGCAAUUUCUCUUCUCUUAGAGCUAUUUUGUCAGCUCUGCAGUCAAACUCCAUCUACAGACUGAAGAGAACAUGGGCGUCAGUGAGCAGGUACAGUGUGCGCAUGGUUCCCUCCACAGACACACUGCUCACCAGACAGCAAACACCGGCAGACAGGAACUGCUACAAAGCUAGAUUCUCAUUGUCUCAUGUUUUUAAUCUAGGGAUAAUCUGAUGGUCUUCCACAAAUUAUCCGCCAUUUUCUCUGAUGAAAAUAACCACGAAAUGAGUCGGGAGAUUUUAAACAAGGUAAUUACUAUGCAUGGUUUAAAAUACAUUGAUAUAUAAUAAUACUGAGUAUCUAUACACUGAUAAUGAGCACACUGCGCUGCAUAAUGAUCCUGAGUAUCUAUACACUGAUAAUGAACACGCUGCGCUGUAAAAUAAUACUGAGUAUCUAUACACUGCUAAUGAACAUGCUGCACUGUAUAAUGACACUAAGUAUCUAUACAUUGAUAAUGAACACACUGCGCUGUAUAAUGAUACUGAGUAUCUAUACACUGAUAGUGAACACACUGCGCUGUAUAAUAACACUGAGUAUCUAUACACUGAUAGUGAACACACUGCGCUGUAUAAUAAUACUGAGUAUCUAUACACUAUUAAUGAACACACUGCGCUGUAUAAUAAUACUGAGUAUCUAUACACUGAUAAUGAACGCACUGCACUGUAUAAUAACACUGAGUAUCUAUACACUGAUAAUGAACAUGCUGCGCUGUAUAAUAAUACUGAGUAUCUAUACACUGAUAAUGAACACACUGCGCUGUAUAAUGACACUAAGUAUCUAUACAUUGAUAAUGAACACACUGCGCUGUAUAAUAAUACUGAGUAUCUAUACACUGAUAAUGAACACACUGCGCUGUAUAAUAAUACUGAGUAUCAAUACACUGAUAAUGAACACACUGCGCUGUAUAAUGAUACUGAAUAUCUAUACACUGAUAAUGAACACACUGCACUGUAUAAUAAUACUGAGUAUCUAUACACUGAUAAUGAACACACUGCGCUGUAUAAUAACACUGAGUAUCUAUACACUGAUAAUGAACAUGCUGCACUGUAUAAUGACACUAAGUAUCUAUAUACUGAUAAUGAACACACUGCGCUGUAUAAUAAUACUGAGUAUCUAUACACUGAUAAUGAACAUACUGCGCUGUAUAAUAAUACUGAGUAUCUAUACACUGAUAGUGAACACACUGCACUGUAUAAUAAUACUGAGUAUCUACACACUGAUAAUGAACACACUGCGCUGUAUAAUAAUACUGAGUAUCUAUACAGUGAUAAUGAACACACUGCACUGUAUAAUAAUACUGAGUAUCUAUACACUGAUAGUGAACACACUGCACUGUAUAAUAAUACUGAGUAUCUAUACACUAUUAAUGAACACACUGCGCUGUAUAAUAAUACUGAGUAUCUAUACACUGAUAAUGAACACACUGCACUGUAUAAUAAUACUGAGUAUCUAUACACUGAUAAUGAACACACUGCACUGUAUAAUAAUACUGAGUAUCUAUACACUAUUAAUGAACACACUGCGCUGUAUAAUAAUACUGAGUAUCUAUACAUUGAUAAUGAACACACUGCGCUGUAUAAUGAUACUGAGUAUCUAUACACUGAUAGUGAACACACUGCGCUGUAUAAUAACACUGAGUAUCUAUACACUGAUAGUGAACACACUGCGCUGUAUAAUAAUACUGAGUAUCUAUACACUAUUAAUGAACACACUGCGCUGUAUAAUAAUACUGAGUAUCUAUACACUGAUAGUGAACACACUGCACUGUAUAAUAAUACUGAGUAUCUAUACACUAUAAUGAACACACUGCGCUGUAUAAUAAUACUGAGUAUCUAUACACUGAUAAUGAACACACUGCACUGUAUAAUAAUACUGAGUAUCUAUACACUGAUAAUGAACACACUGCGCUGUAUAAUAAUACUGAGUAUCUAUACACUGAUAGUGAACACACUGCGCUGUAUAAUAAUACUGAGUAUCUAUACACUGAUAAUGAACACACUGCACUGUAUAAUAACACUGAGUAUCUAUACACUGAUAAUGAACAUGCUGCGCUGUAUAAUAAUACUGAGUAUCUAUACACUGAUAAUGAACACACUGCGCUGUAUAAUGACACUAAGUAUCUAUACAUUGAUAAUGAACACACUGCGCUGUAUAAUAAUACUGAGUAUCUAUACACUGAUAAUGAACACACUGCGCUGUAUAAUAAUACUGAGUAUCAAUACACUGAUAAUGAACACACUGCGCUGUAUAAUGAUACUGAAUAUCUAUACACUGAUAAUGAACACACUGCACUGUAUAAUAAUACUGAGUAUCUAUACACUGAUAAUGAACACACUGCGCUGUAUAAUAACACUGAGUAUCUAUACACUGAUAAUGAACAUGCUGCACUGUAUAAUGACACUAAGUAUCUAUAUACUGAUAAUGAACACACUGCGCUGUAUAAUAAUACUGAGUAUCUAUACACUGAUAAUGAACAUACUGCGCUGUAUAAUAAUACUGAGUAUCUAUACACUGAUAGUGAACACACUGCACUGUAUAAUAAUACUGAGUAUCUAUACACUGAUAAUGAACACACUGCACUGUAUAAUAAUACUGAGUAUCUAUACACUGAUAAUGAACACACUGCACUGUAUAAUAAUACUGAGUAUCUAUACACUGAUAAUGAACACACUGUAUAAUAAUACUGAGUAUCUAUACAUUGAUAGUGAACAAACUGCGCUGUAUACUAAUACUGAGUAUCUAUACACUAUUAAUGAACACACUGCACUGUAUAAUAAUACUGAGUAUCUAUAAGCUGAUAAUGAACACACUGCGCUGUAUAAUAAUACUGAGUAUCUAUACACUGAUAAUGAACACACUGCGCUGUACAAUAAUACUGAGUAUCUAUACACUGAUAAUGGACACACUGCACUGUAUAAAAAUACUGAGUAUCGAUACACUGAUAAUGAACACGUUGCACUGUAUAAUAAUACUGAGUAUCUAUACAGUGAUAAUGAACACACUGCGCUGUAUAAUAAUACUGAGUAUCUAUACACUGAUAAUGAACACGUUGCACUGUAUAAUAAUACUGAGAAUCUAUACAGUGAUAAUGAACACACUGCGCUGUAUAAUAAUGCUGAAUAUCUAUACACUGAUAAUGAACACACUGCACUGUAUAAUUAUACUGAGUAUCUAUACAGUGAUAAUGAACACACUGCACUGUAUAAUGAUACUGAGUGUCUAUACACUGAUAAUGAACACACUGCGCUGUAUAAUAAUACUGAGUAUCUAUACACUGAUAAUGAACACACUGCGCUGUAUAAUAAUACUGAGUAUCUAUACACUGAUAAUGAACACACAGUAUAAUAAUACUGAGUAUCUAUACACUGAUAAUGAACACACUGCUCUGUAUAAUGAUACUGAGUAUCUAUACACUGAUAAUGAACACAGUGCGCUGUAUAAUAAUACUGAGUAUCUAUACACUGAUAAUGAACACACUGCUCUGUAUAAUAAUACUGAGUAUCUAUACACUGAUAAUGAACACUCUGCGCUGUAUAAUAAUACUGAGUAUCUAUACACUGAUAAUAAACACACUGCACUGUAUAAUAAUACUGAGUAUCUAUAAUGAACACACUGCGCUGUAUAAUAAUACUGAGUAUCUAUACACUGAUAAUGAACACACUGCGCUGUAUAAUAAUACUGAGUAUCUAUACACUGAUAAUGAACACACUGCGCUGUAUAAUAAUACUGAGUACCUAUACACUGAUAAUGAACACACUGCGCUGUAUAAUGAUCAUGAGUAUCUAAACACUGAUAAUGAACACGUUGCACGGUAUAAAGUAAUAAUUACAAUAAGCUCAUUAUAUAAUAAGUGUUUUUUUACAUGCUAGUGGUAAUGUGCUAAUUAUCUUUACAAUUUCAGGAUGAGAUUCCACUCCGUAGAACACACAGUGCGCGCAAUGAGCCACGCCCACUCCGGCGCUCAGCGUCCCAGGUCCACUCUUCGGUAAGAUUAAAAAAAGGAAAAAGAUAUUCUCCACAGUAAUAAUUCCCUUAUUUUUAAAAUUGAUAUAUUUACUUUAUUUUUACAGUUAGAUCCCAUUAAUUAUAGACUCAUUUUAUUAUGUGAUCUUGUUUCAAAGAGCUGUCACUUUUUCCUGCUGCAGAGACCGACGCAGGGAACGGUGCCAUACCUGGGGACAUUCCUCACAGACCUCAUCAUGCUGGACACAGCGUUACCAGACUUUGUAGAGGUGAGAUUGUAUUAUUCUCUGGGUACCCAUUCCACUGUCUACCACACUCAGCCCAUUGAUGCCAGUUGAACACAUGUUAUCCAUAUCCCAACCAGCUUGUUCGAUACUUCACCUCCAUUCCAAAAAUAACACAACGCCAGUUGUGCUCAGUAUUACUUGUUCCUAUGAUAAUACCUGGGAUGUAAAUCAGCUCUGGUCUCCUCACAUUUUUGUAAAUAUUUUAUUAUAUCUUUUCUUGUGACAAUACUGAAGAAAUGACACUCCGCUACAAUGUAAAGUAGUAAGUGUACAGCCUGUAUAACAGUGUAAAUCUGCUGUCCCCUCAAAAUAACACAGUGAAAAUGUCCAAUUUGGGCUCAAAGUGUCAAUAUUUUGUGUGGCCACCAUUAUUUUCCAGCACUGCCUUAACCCUCAUGGGCAUGGAGUUCACCAGAGCUUCACAGGUUGCCAUUGGAGUCCUCUUCCACUCCUCCAUGACGACAUCAUGUAGCUGGUGGAUGUUAGAGACCUUGUACUCCGCCACCUUCCAUGUGAGGAUGCCCCACAGAUGUUCAAUAGGGUUUAGGUCUGGAGACAUCCUUGGCCAAUCCAUCACCCUUACCUUCAGCUUCUUUAGCAAGGCAGUGGUCGUCUUGGAGGUGUGUUUGGGGUCGUUAUCGUGUUGGAAUACUGCCCUGCGGCCCAGUCUCCGAAGGGAGGGGAUCAUGCUCUGCUUCAGUAUGUCACAGUACAUGUUGGCAUUCAUGGUUCCCUCAAUGAACUGUAGCUCCCCAGUGCCAGCAGCACUCAUGCAGGCCCAGACCAUGACACUCCCACUACCAUGCUUGACUGUAGGCAAGACACACUUGUGUUUGUACUCCUCACCUGGUUCUCGACAGAAACGCUUGACACCAUCUGAAAGUUUAUCUUGGUCUCAUCGGACCACAGGACAUGGUUCCUGUAAUCCAUGUCCUUAGUCUGCUUGUCUUCAGCAAACUGUUUGCGGAUUUACUUGUGCAUCAUCAUUAGAAGAGGCUUCCUUCUGGGACAACGGCCAUGCAGACAAAUUUAAUGCAGUGUGCGGCGUAUGGUUUAAGCACUGACAGGCUGACCACCAACCCCUUCAACCUCUGCAACAAUGCUGGCAGCACUCAUACGUCUAUUUCCCAAAGACAGCCUCUGGAUAUGACGCUGAGCACGUGCACUCAACUCCUUUGGUCGACCAUGGCGAGGCCUGUUCUGAGUGGAGCCUGUCCUGUGGAACCACUGUAUGGUCAUGCCCACUGUGCUGUAGCUCAGUUUCAGGGUCUUAGCAAUCUUCUUAUAGCCUAGGCCAGGGGUCAGCAACCUAUGGCACUCAGUGUUCCUUUGCCUGGCACUCAAGGCUGCCAGAGACAAACAUGAUCUGGCCUAUCAGGAGUCCCAGUGGUACUUAAGAUAUCUGCUAGUGCAAAUUGAGCAGUGAUUGUAGGUGAUGAGGGACAAUCCUUUGUUUAUGCAUUGCAGCACUUAGAGUCAGUUAUCUUCGAUCACUUCCUGUGAAUGGGGAUCACCACUGUAGGGGUGUACUCACUUUUGUUGCCAACGGUUUAGACCAGUGGUAGUCAACCUUUUUCUACCUACCGCCCACUAAUGCAUCUUUCUUGAUGGAAAAAUUUCCUUACCGCCCACCAGUUUUCGCGCAAGUGCGGAAUAUUUUUUAGAAAGGAGGGUGUUUUAAAAAAAAAAAAAAAAUGUACGUGCAUUUAUCUUUUUAUUUCUACAUAAUGCAUGUUUAUAAUAUUUUUAACAUUAUAAAUUUUAAUUGGAAAACAAUAAAGUAAAUUGAAAUUACCUUUACUAGUGAUUAAUGAGAUCCUUGAGGUUGAUGCUACGAGACUAAAUAUUUGAUAUCUGGUUCGAUUUUCGUAAGGAACAAACGAAGGUCUCCUCUUUCGGUGAUAUUCAGACGACUUCUCUGUUUGCGCAUAAUAGGUUUUCUCAUCUGUGCGUCAGCUCAUCUCAUCUCCCUCCUCAAUUCCCCUCCCCACCUUUUUUAUCCCUUUUUUCUAUUUUGUAACCUUCCUUAUAGCAAUGCCCAGUAGGAAGGCUUAGCUCGGUAGCCCACUUACUAUAGCCCACUAUAACAGACAGACACACAUACAUACACACACACAUAAAAAGACACAUACAUACAAACAGACAGGCACACAUACAGACACACACAGGCAGGCACACCUAGACAGGCACACAUACAGACACACACACAGACAGGCGCACAUACAUACAUACAUACAUACAGAAAAACAGACAGGCACACAUACAGACACACACACACACACACAAGACACAUACAUGCAGACAGGCACACAUACAUACAGACACACACACACACAUACAUACACACACAUACAUACAAACAGACAGGUACACAUACAUACAGACACACACAUACAUACAAACAGACAGGUACACAUACAUACAAACAGUAAGGUACACAUACAUACAAACACACAUACAUACAAACAGACAGGUACACAUACACACAUACAGACAGACACAAGACACAAACACAUACAUAUAGAUAGACACACACACACAAGACAUACAUACAUACAUACAUAGACACACACAAGACAUACAUACAAAGACACAUACACACAAACAAACACACACAAAAUAUUUUUGUCACCCUCCUGUUUCCUACCUUUAAGGUGCAGGAGGGUGACUUUCCCUGGGGUCCAGAGGUGGCUCAGGUGCAUGGGAGUCAGAGUUCCCACUCUGACUCCCUGGUCUUCCUCCUGCACGGCUCUCAGUUUUAGCUGGGAGGAGUGACGUGCAGUCAAUUCCUCCCAGCGUGUGAUGUAAUAAUAGGGGGCCCGGUCGCGCUGUUAAAGCGCCCAGCGCCGACCGGGCCCCCUCUCAAUCUACAUCCAUCGGGUGGCCCUGACAGCGGGCUGGGGCCGAAAAUGGUGACGGCGGUACCCGGUAGAACGGGUACCGCUGGCUCGCACCCGCCCUCCCUCUCUGAAAUCCCUACCGCCCACCUGGAAUCCUGAAACGCCCACUAGUGGGUGGUAGGGACCAGGUUGACGACCCAUGGUUUAGACAUUAAUGGCUGUGUGUUGAGUUAUUUUGAUGGGACAGCAGAUUUACACUGUUAUACAGUCUGUACACUUACUACUUUACAUUGUAGCAGAGUGUCAUUUCUUCAGUUUUGUCACAUGAAAAGAUAUAAUAAAAUAUUUACAAACAUGUGAGGGGUGUACUCACUUUUGUGAGAUACUGUAUGUGAUCCCAGAAGGGUCUCAUUUGCUGAAUCUGUGUGAAUACACCUGCUACCUUUGACUAUCUAAUUUUAAGCCUUUGUUUGGAUCCCUCAGAUUCCUCUGGAUGUUUCAUUUUGCACCCAGUGACACUAGAAUAUUGUCCUUAGAGUUGUAUAGGGAUAAUAAAUACAUUAUGCUGUACAGUAUAUUGUGUAAAAUAUUUUCUUUCUAUAUUCUCUUUCUAUGUACAUCUAAACCUCUUGACAAUUUACAGGGUGGGCUCAUUAACUUCGAAAAGAGGCGUAAGGUAAGUUAUCACAUGCUACUAAUAAUACCUGUAUAAUAAACACUCCUAGUGUACACAAUUACAGUGAUUCUAACACCAUUAUAUCCAUACAUGCACAUGUACUCAGCACUAGAUACAGUCAAAGGUAUACCUGCAAACAAUCACACAAAAAUACACAAACUAGCACUAUUACAAACACACAGAAAUACAUUCAGACACAGGCAGAAAGAUGUGCAGAAAUUCAAAUUCGCAAGCAACAGGCUGAUACACAAGCUGUCAGAAACAAACAGUAUCUACAAAGAUGCACAAGCAUGCACACAGUUACACAUACUCACAAACACAUAGAGACCCACAAACACAGAUUUUCAUGCAUCCUCCUGUAUCUUGCCCCAUGUCUCUAGGAGCACGAUGUUCUGGCUAAGAUCCAGAAGUUGCAGCUGACAUGCCGACACUAUGUCCUGACACGAAAGCCAGAAUUUAUCCAGUCAUUUUACGCUCACCGACAGUUGACGGAGGACCAAAGGUGUGACGAUCAUUUCACUGGGAAACAAUUAUAUUGAGAGUCUUAUGGAUACUCUUAUUCCUGCUAUAAUACGGCUUCUGUCAUGGAUAUAUUACCAUUAUAAAUACAUUUCUAUAAUUUUUGUAGGGUUAUUAUAAUGGGGCUGUAUAUAAUGAAAAACAAAGUUAAUAAUUCGGUUGUAAUAAUGAGAUGUAGUUUUAAAUUUGUUAUUACCAUACUCAUAAAUUGUAAUGGUACCAGCAUUUUGGGGGUGAUUUUGGUUAUUAACAAAACAUAAAUAUAAGUUUUUCCUUGAUAUAUCUUCCAGUUACAGGAUCUCUCGUACCAUUGAGCCCCCUGCUGAUUCCUGUCCAAAUUCCCCCCGAAUCCGCAGGAAACUGACAAAACGUUUCAGCUCGUAAGUACACUGUCUGCUUAUUGCUUACUGGGGUUUAUUCAUUAUAUUGGUGGAGAAUUGACAAAAAUAGCCAAACUAGAAAGAAUAGCUAAGUUGAAGAGUUUUUUUGAUUUUGGCUAUUUUGCCUAUAAUUUGCCAUGUCCACAUUACUGAAUAAUCCAUUAUUGCAUAGAGAAUACAUUAUGCAGUGCUGUCAAUCAAUCCUUCCUCUUAAAGGAACACUAUUGUGUCAGGAAUACAAACAUGUAUUUCUGACACUAUAGUGCUGUUGCGACUGUUUUGGUCCCCCUCAGCUCGCUCUGAAAAAGUGAUUUUACUCAACUUCUGUCCCACGUCUUGCCUUGGCUGGCUUCACCUCCCUUGCUGAGAUCAUCAAACUUGAUGAUCUCAGCCAAUCCAAUGCUUUCCCAUAGGAAAGCAUAGGGACGCUAUUGCGCAUGUACGGCAAAAUGCAGUUCUGCGCCAAUAAGAAUCUCCUCCUAGAGAUGCAUUUAAUCAUGGAUAGAGAAGUUGGGGUGUAGGUUGUUUGUCCUGAGGGAAAAUAGUUUGGUUCGCUAAGAACAUUUUGGUUUGGAAGAGUAUUGGUAGGUAGGUCCGAACCUGCUGUGUGUAGGGUGUAUCUCGGUAUGCCCCUACAUGGAAGAACGCUGGAAACCAUGCCCUCGGUGGUAAUGGUUAUGUUUAUAUGUUAAUUAUAUGUUAAAAUGUGGUUUUACUUAUUGUGUUGUGGGUCAUUGUCGGGCGUAGUAUUGUUAAAGGAGUUGGGGGGAUAUGUUAUGUUAAUAUGUGACAAUGACCUUAAAUUAUUUUAACUUAUUUAUAUAUAUUAAUAAUGCUGUGAUAAUUUUCCCAAAUAAUGGUGUCCAAGUAUUUGUGUUUUUUUGGGGGGGGUUUAUCACGCAUAUGCCAGAAAGGCGACUAUGCAUAUGUGAUGUUAAUGUUGUAUUGCUUUUAUAUAUCACAGUCAUUUUUGUUGUAUAUUUAGUUUUUUUUCACUUGUUUGUUUUUUAUGUAGCUCAGCUAGACCUUUGUAUAAAUGUAUGGCUGGUUAAUUAUAACAUUCUCUUUCUAUCUUUCUCUCAGUUUGUUGCUAGGCUCUGAAGUAUUUGGUCCUAAGUUAAACGGCGAGCGUGUGUCUCCUUCAGGAUCCUGUAGCAGCUGUGAGAUUGAUGAAGGACUGAUUGCUGCUCUAAUCCCAGCUGAAUCUGCCUCAAGCCAGGUAAUUAGGCUUUUCAAUUCACACCUGUUAAACGGUAUUACAAUAUACAAUAAGGCACUAGAGAUCGGCUUUACGGUAAUAUGAUAUUACAGGGAUAAUAAGGCACUCAGAAACCGGGUUACUGUAAUAAGAUGUUACAGGGUAAUAAGGCGCUCAGGAGCCGAGCUACUGUAAUAAGAUGUUACAGGGUAAUAAGGCACUCAGGAGCCAGGUUACUGUAAUAAGAUGUUACAGGGUAAUAAGGCACUCAGGAGCCGGGUUACUGUAAUGAGAUGUUACGGGGUAAUAAGGCACUCAGGGUCUGGGUUACUGUAAUAAGAUGAUACAGGGUAAUAAGGCACUCAGGAGCCGGGUUACUGUAAUAAGAUGUUACAGGGUAAUAAGGCACUCAGGAGCCAGGUUACUGUAAUAAGAUGUUACAGGGUAAUAAGGCACUCAGGAGCCGAGCUACUGUAAUAAGAUGUUACAGGGUAAUAAGGCACUCAGGAGCCAGGUUACUGUAAUAAGAUGAUACAGGGUAAUAAGGCACUCAGGAGCCGGGUUACUGUAAUAAGAUGUUACAGGGUAAUAAGGCGCUCAGGAGCCAGGUUACUGUAAUAAGAUGUUACAGGGUAAUAAGGCACUCAGGAGCCAGGUUACUGUAAUAAGAUGAUACAGGGUAAUAAGGCACUCAGGAGCCGGGUUACUGUAAUAAGAUGUUACAGGGUAAUAAGGCACUCAGGAGCCGGGUUACUGUAAUAAGAUGUUACUGGGUAAUAAGGCGCUCAGGAGCCGGGUUACUGUAAUAAGAUGUUACAGGGUGAUAAGGCACUCAGGAGCCAGGUUACUGUAAUAAGAUGUUACAGGGUGAUAAGGCACUCAGGAGCCGGGUUACUGUAAUAAGAUGUUACGGGGUAAUAAGGCACUCAGGAGCUGGGUUACUGUAAUAAGAUGUUAGAGGAGUAUCGCACUCAGGAGCCGGUUACUGUAAUAAGAUGUUAGAGGAGUAUCGCACUCAGGAGCCGGUUACUGUAAUAAGAUGUUAGAGGAGUAUCGCACUCAGGAGCCGGUUACUGUAAUAAGAUGUUAGAGGAGUAUCGCACUCAGGAGCCUGUUACUGUAAUAAGAUGUUAGAGGAGUAUCGCAUUCAGGAGCCGGGUUAUUUUAACAAGCUAUGUCCUUUUUUUGUUACAGAAUUUCACAGAACCUCUCACCCCACCAGCCACUCCAAUCCGUGAUGAUUUAUCUCGCCCUGUCUCUUCUCCUCGUUCUCCUGUUUCCCCAUCCUGCGCGCUCCCUGUUUAUAACCAGCAGAUUGCUGAUCUCUGUAUUAUUCGUGUCAGUAUGGAAAACACACAUGGCAACCUUUAUAAGAGUAUAUUGGUGAGUGCUGUAUGUGGUCUGCAGUCCUGCUCUAUUCACAUUAAUAUCUACAGUUUGGAAUUUAGCCUCUGGGACGAGGCUCCUAGUACCUUCUAUUGUUUUUUUUCUGAGUUUGUUCGAUGUAUUAUGCUGUUUAUUAUCUUUUUUUCAAUGUAUGAUUCAGAUUCAGAAUUUAUUUUUACUAUAAAUUUGAUAACAAAAUAUAGAUCCUUAAAUAAAAAGGCCUUUUUGUUUUGCCUCCAAUCUUGCUUGUUCGCUGAUUUAGCGGCAAACAGUUUAUUCAGAAGUGUUCAAAUAAGUGAGAUUUUCAAACCAGCAGCUUUACUAAGCGUUGUUGGGUCGCUGUGCCCAUGUGUGUUUGCAAAGCAUUGUGGGUUGUUCGCCAGCUCUCCCUGAGUAUUGCAGUAAAUUCUAAUUAUUUGUCUUUGUGGAUUUUAUAGAUCCCUAAAACUGUUUCAUUCUCUCACACAGCUCACUAGCCAGGACAAAUCCCGUGUUGUAAUACAGCGAGCUCUACACAAGCACAAUAUAGAAUCGUGUCAACCGGACGAUUUCCAGCUAGUACAGAUAUUAUCCGAGGGGAAAGGUAAGGCGCUGUAUGUCUAUAUGGAAAAGGAAAGAGUGUUUGAGCUUAUUGUGGCUAACACGGGCAAUCUGGAUAUGUGGGGCCCACACUGCCCAAUUUAAAGAGACUGCAUGCAAGAAAAAGAGACUAGUGCAAUAGCUGUGUAUGAAAAAGCAAAUAACUACACUAAUAAUCACUGGAUACAGGUGAUAAUUGAUGGUACUGCAAAUAUCUGUGGACUACAUUACCCAUGAUGCUUCAGCAGAACUCUCUGCGAAGUCUCUCAGGCCCCCAUCCCAAUCGCAUAACUCUCGGUUAUUGACUUAUGUGUGACUUGUCAGAAAUUGUAAGUGAAUUGAAAGAGGAUUUUAAGAAUGCAUUCCAAUAUAGCCAAACUGAAAACAUUAAUGGCUUGCAGAUUUUUUUCCAAUUGCGUAUGUUUGCCGACAGUUCACACGUUAAAGAAUAAUUGUGUGAGUUGUGGAGUAGUAAUACCCAAUAAUAAUUUUUUUACAUUUUUUUUAUCUGCAGAACUGACCAUCCCGGACUCAGCUAACGUGUACUACGCUAUGAAUACAUCAGCAAAUUUUGACUUUGUUCUCAGACGCAGAGUGAAAGAAAGCUGA